AUGAGUGCCAAAUCCGCUAUCAGCAAAGAGAUUUUCGCUCCGCAUGAUGAAAGAAUGUUGGGAGCAGUCCAAGUAAAAAGGAGAACGAAGAAAAAGAUUCCUUUUUUGGCAACGGGGGGUCAGGGCGAAUAUUUAACUUAUAUCUGUUUGUCAGGUAAGAAAAAUGAUUUUGACAUCUAGCUGUCCUUUCAGUUUCUCUUUGUAGUUUGAUUAACUGAUUAGAUGUUGUGAUUGCUAAAAAUAAUCUAGUAUCAUGAAUUUUAAUCAAACAAGUAGAUCAACAGUAUGCUUUGUCAUUUGAUAUUCAUAGGUUUGACUACAUAAGGCAAAGGUAUGGAUGUCUACAGCAAUUAUAUGCUGUAACUGGCAAUGUUGAACUGUCCUUGUAAUUUCAGUGAUCUUUCUAGUGUUUGACAGGGAAUUAUAGGAAGAUGAAUUCACUUUGCCAUUCUUGUGUUUGGAGGGGAUGUAUGUGGGUUUCUGGUGUUGGCAUUCAGGGAUUUAUUUAUUUGGCACAUGUUUUAUGCAGAUUUAAUUUGCUUCCAAAUAUCCACUGAGCUUCCCUGGGCCUAGGGAUUCACUUGCUGUAUGAGAUCAAAGUUCCAUUCUGCCACCAUUAGUGGUCCAUUGGUUGUCUCUGGAAAGCUCAUAAGCAGGGUGUGAUGGAGGCUAUCCUUAACUUUGUCCUGCUAUGCUGUUCUCCCAAUAAAUUUGUCUAAUUCUUUUCAAAGCCAUAUAUGAUUUUCCAAAUUUUAGAGGAAAUAAACUCCACUGGUAUAUUUUGAUUUAUGUGAAGCAGUACUUUGUUACAGUUGUAACUCUAUUUUACAACAUGUACCAAAAGGUUUCUGCAUGUACCAAGAGUGACUGGCCUCAUUCAUUCCACAUUGUCCAAUAGGGUAGCAAGGCAGCCUGUUUUCUGAUAUAAUCUAGACAUCUUACAAUGUCAUUAGCGUUUUUACUAAGUUAGCAGUGCAUUCUGCCGUUCAUCCUUCUGUCAAAUCAGGUUUCCUAUUAUGAGAAUCAUUCAAUCGUUUUAUUUGCAUACCGCCUUUCCAAAGUUAAAACCAUGUUCAAGGCAGCUUACAACAUGUAAAAAAUUACAUAAUGACAGACAUAACAAAAGUAGUAAAAUAAUAAAACACCAAGAAGUACAUAUUGAACAAUUUCUACAUAAAUUAUAAGUUCUUAAAUAAAUAAAUAAAUAAAUAAAACAGCAACAACACCCACCCCCCAACAACAACACACUCCUAACAAUACCUCAGCCCAAUAGUCUGUUCAAGAGCUUCAACUUUUGUAGUUGGAGUCAGUCAGGUCCAAGUAGAAAAGGGGUUUCAGAGCAGGGAACUGGUAUUCCUGGACUCACAGCAAAGAUGGUCCCCGCUAAUCCACCCUACUCAUCCCUGGAGGUAGAUCAUUGGCAUGAGAUCAUCUUGUCCUCUCUUCUGCUAUUGGGUCACCUUGCUCUGUCUUUUGAGGACCUUUUACUCCGGACUUCAAGUUCUCUGGAGAGGAGCUCUCACAGAGGUCUUCUAAAUUCACAUCUUUGAAUAGCUAUGUCCUGCUUCCUUUAGUAGCCAAAUAGAAAUCUAAGGGUAAUUAAAAUGGCUGUAUGUUUAAAAAAUGAGGUAGAUUUGUUAACUAUCCACAAAUUAGCUUUAAUUUGCAACUUUAAAUUUUAAGCUUUGCUCAAAACUUGGCUUAACUACCGUUUCAGACAUUUUCUUUGCAAAGGUAGGGUCACAGCACAUAUGCUGCCUCGUAGUUGGCCAAUACUAAUAAUUCAAAUUUAGCUGUGAUAUAAUUGGAUAACACAGAUGCAAUAAUAACUUUUUAAAAAGAAGAUAGAAAAAGAAGGCUGUUUUUCCAAGUCAAAGCCAAUUUUAACAGUCCUUAGAGAUAACUAUAUAUUGAGCUAUGAAGGAGCUUUGGAAGUUUGUUCAGUUGAUUAUUGCACUCCUUUAGCUUGUGGGAUCCACUUUUCUCUCAUCCUUAUUCUGCUGUUGAAAAGCAUACUGCAGAGAACAGGCAACGCUUGUUAGACUGCAAAGAACUCAAGAAUAUAGUCCUGUAAUUGUAGGCUAGCAGUAUUGAGAAUUUAGCGUGUAAAGCAGAGCUGACAUUUAGGUCCAAAUGUCAUGUUGUGUAUUUGCAGUCCACAAGUGCAAAGGACAGGAAUUAUUGGCGAGUGCACACCUCAACCUGCUGUGUCAGACUGGGUCUUAACUUGCUAGUUGAUCCACUGGUUUAAAUCCAUUGCUCUUAUUUAAUAAAUUUUAUAUUUCACCUUUCAAAAGCUCAGGGCUUCUGGAAAACCAUCCUUACAAUCUGUUGUCUUCUGGUUCGAACAAUUAAAAGCAAAAAGAUUGCCCUCUUACCUUCACUCCCAGUGGAAUUGACUACAUGUAAAAGAUACUGGGAGUGGAUGAGUUCCCCUAUGAAAAUGCAGAGUAGAAUGCUUCCCUUGUCCUUCCUUCUAGAAGAGAGGGGUCCCAGCCAGCUAUUUGGAUAGUGCGCACCCCGGAAAUGAUCUCUUUCAGCUUCUGUCUUCUGGAAGAAGGUACAGGGUUAUAAAGACUAGGACUAGCCGCCAGGGAAACAGUUUCUAUCCAAAUGCGAUUUUGGUUUUAAACACAGCGUAAGGUAGUCUCUAUGUGAGUAUACGGUAUUUAAUUAUGGGGUAUUAGAGUUUUUAGGGGCUAACCAGGCUGGGAUAGUUGGGAUAGCAGGCUUGUUGGUUUUUGAAUGUCUGAUGUAGAUUUUUCAAUUUCGUUGCUCUGUAUGGGACAAUGACAAUAAAGAUUAUCGUAUUGUAUCAUAUUUGAAAGAACGGCAGGCUGGGGCUCCUACCUGUGAAUUCAUGUAGCUUGGAAAUUCUAUGCUUCUGUUUCAAAUGCCAGAACCUCCUUUUGGAGAAUGCAAAGAGGUUCAUCAGUAAAGAGGUGUUGUCUUGUGGGAUGCGAUGCAGAUUGCACCAACACUUGUUGAUAUGUCAAAAUGCAACUCUACCCUUGCACCUGAUUUUAUUGGGUUUUUGUUGUUGUUGUUAAUAUAGUAUUUUUGUACUUCUCUUUGGUUUUUUUAGAUGGAAGUCUCCUGACUUUACCAACCAAUUUUGGGAGGUACUGGUGGGGGGAGUGGGGCUUGAAAAGCCCUGCUUCACUAUCAGAAGCCCUUUGUGCUGGGAUUUGAAUCUUGCCCAGAGAUUCAUAUCAGGGUUCACCAUGAUCUCUAUGUGAUAAAAAUUAAAGACACAGGAAAUCUGAUCAUGGAUCUCCAUCAAUCUCUUAUCAUUUGACCCUGAAUAGCCUGGAAUGUCAGAGAGAACUAACAGUUUUUUCUUUACUUAGCCAUUUAUUUCUUAGUUGUUCUGAGAUUCUUAUAGAUCUAUUUCCAGAGUUCUCCUCAACUUUUCAGCUUGGGGACUUACAGGGAGGAGUCGAGCACAGUGUGGGCAGUCUUUUAAUUUCUUUAAAUCUGCCUUCCUACCCUGAGUGGGGGGCAUUACUCAUAAAUAUCAUCAGAGAACUUUUAAAAAAGUUAAGCCACUGUGGGAUAACUUACAGGUAAGAAACCCAGUGGGCUGUGUUCUAGCCUGUUAAUUGAUUCCAGUCUUGUCAUGGGUAGCGUAGCAAUAGCUGUGAGUAGUCUUUCGUCCAGCACUUGCAGAUUCAGGAACAGCUGGAAGAGACUGACUGCUGCUUGGAGGCAUGUCAGUCAAACUUGAUAUCGGGUGCCAAAAUAGCUUCUGUCAUCACUGUCUCCAUUCUAGCAGCUGAUUAGCAGCAGGGUGUUUGCUCACUGCUCUGGUAUGCCUAUUUUUAAUUUUCUCAGAAAACAGUUUUGGAAAUUAAAAGAAUCCUUAAUUUUUUCCUUCUUACUGUGAAAUGUAGUCUCCUAUUCCCCAAUUGCCAUGGGUUUCUAAAUAAUAGAAAGUGGUUCACGCACACACACUCUUUAUUUCCAGUUUUUCUCAGUGGAUGCACUCAAACAGAGAAGGCAGCUGUGUUGACACUAGCAAACUUUCAGAAUUCCUGAUGACUUUUAAGACUUCAUUUAUUGCCAUACUAUAAAGCUUUAUGUGGAAUGGAUAACCAUAAUACUAAUUUCCUUGUGGUUUGGCUGAUGACCUGUGUGGCACUUGAUGGUGUGAUUUUCUUUCAAAGCAUUAAAAUAUGACAUUUUGUUCUAAUUAAAGAAAAGGUGUUGCAUACUCUUAGCCUAUUACUGCUUUUGUUUCAGGAGGACCUCACCCAUGAGUUCACAAUUUGUGGUAAAUGUUUGAUCAUGAUGAAAGCCAUUUUAGAUGUGCAACUAGAUUAUACAUUGUGUAUUGCCAAUUAGCCCUUAAGUGAAAUCAUAAAAGGCAGCAUCGGUAAAGAUAAAAUUGCAUUGUAUAUAAGCUCUUGUGUCCAUUUGAAAUGAGGAGAGGUGGUGGUGGUUUUGUAGCUAAUGAACCCUCCUCUAAUGUGUAUAUCAGCUAAAGUUAACUUUAGCUAUUUUAAAAUUAUUGCUUCUAAAAGCAUGACGUCAUCAUGGUGGAUUGCAUGGGGGAAAGUCAUUUAUUUUACACGAAUGUGAUUUGCACAAGUAAAAUGGUUGAAAUGGAGUGCUCUGAUCCAGAUAAGCCCAUAUGUGAGCUUAAGUGCUUUUUUGUACAUACGAGUAUAUGUAUCCAUUUUCCUUUCCAUUACAGCAACUCUCACUUUCUUCCACUGUGGAGGGUUUCUUCUGGGUCAGCAUGCCAGUCAGUUGACCAGUCAACUAUUGUCGAUUGACCAUCUGCUUGAACACUUUCAAAUAUUCCAUGAUCCUGAGAUUAUUACUUGUAGCUGGCAACUUACUUUCGCAACUACUUUUAAAAUUUUGAUUUGUACUAUUAAUUGCCUUCUUUCUUGCUUUCUUUUUAGAAAAAUCAUUUAAAAUGCAUACAAAAAACUGCAGGCCAGCUGGUACUCCAGUAUAAGAGCCAAGCAGAAACUGUUCAGUAAAUUGUUCACACUAACCUAUCAUCAUUAAAAGUAAUUAUAAUUUCCAUCAAGAAAUUAAUUUCAUUAUAGUGGAAUCACGUCUUAUGCAAGGGUUAGGUUCUGGAGUCAGCAUGUCAGGCUAAAAAAUUGCUUAUAAUCAAAAUUACAAUCAAAAUCUUUUGACACACUUUCCCUCCCCUAUCAGGCUGUGAGGCACAGCUUGUUUCUGAGCUGGAGCUGUAUGCAUUGGUAGUCCAGUCAGAGGGGCAUUGCUGCCCACUCCUCCAUAUGUGAGCCUGGAGGGCAGGGAUGAAAAGCAGAGGAGGAGGCAGAGAGGGAGAGAAAGAGAAUAAGAAAAGGGAGGCAGGAGAAAAAGGCUGGAACAGUUCCUUAAACUGGUGGAUGGGAUCCUAAGGGAGGGAAGGAGGAACAAAAAACAACAACAGGGUUCCUUGCUGCUUUUUCCAGGGGUGGCAGCUGCACAUGACCUGCUGUGGAGCACUUUUUUUUCUUCUUUUUGCCAAGCAUGCAUGGUUGAAUUUGUAUGAGUUAAAUGCAAGUAUGAUGCAGCUCCACUGUAUUUCAGCUCUUUUGUGGUUAGCAUAUGUACAGUUGGUGAUUUAAGUGUGUGUGUGUGUGUGUGUGUGUGUGUGUACACACACACACACACACACACACAGAGACUGCUCUUUUUGGUAAAAAGGGGGGUGCCAGCACUCACUGGAGAGACAGUGUGGUGUAGUGGUUAAGAGCAGUGGAUUCGUAAUCUGGUGAACCGGGUUCGCUUCCCCGCUCCUCCACAUGCAGCUGCUGGGUGACCUUGGGCUAGUCACACUUCUCUCUGAAGUCUCUCAGCCUCACUCACCACAUAGAGUGUUCGUUGUGAGGGAGGAAGGGAAAGGAGAAUGUUAGCCACUUUGAGACUCCUUAGGGUAGUGAUAAAGGGGGAUAUCAAAUACAAACUCCAACUCCUCCUCCUCCUCUUCUGCUUCAUCAUCAUCAUCAUCAUCAUCAUCAUCAUCAUAUUUGAAAAAAAAGUUCUGUGGGUGCCAGCACAAAAUGGCUGCCAUGAACAGCAACGCAUUGAUAAUACUCUGUACUAGUGAAUACCGUGUGUGUGUGUGUAAUUGUUCUAAUACAGGUAAUGGUCUCUGAAAUAGCUUUUUUGGUAGACCACAGUGGGCAGGGGGGAGACACACACUCUCCAAGGUCCUGUUAUAUGAGAACAGAACCCCACAUGGUGCCCUUUAUCUUCUGGCUAAAAUUCCUUAUAUGUAGGAUGAGGCUGACUGCUUUCUCUGUUGUUUGCCUGACUAAUACUUUACGGGUGGUGUUGUAAUAUCUGAGAGGACCCAAAGUGUGAAAAUAACUGUCUCCUGAUGAUUUUUGAGGAUAGUGUAAUGUACAUGACAACUUUUCAAAGCCAAGCAGCUGUCGACCAGAUGGCUUCACUGUCCUUGAAAAUGAAGAAAAGCUACAAAACCCAAGUCUUACGAAUUCAUUUCCAGUAAGGGAAUAGUUGUGUAUUAACUAUUCUACAGGGUAAUAGUUGUGUAUUAACGUGGUCAAUUAUAUAUAUAGUGAACUGACAAACUGUGUAAUGGCCUUGUUCAGAUGUAAACAAGCCUCAGGCUCCUGUGUCCUCCUCUCAGCAUGCCCUCUUCUUUCUUCCCCACUUUGUAAUAAUUUCAGAAUAUGACAAAUAGUUGUCCAGUACAAGUUUCAUACAGAAUUGCCUGCCUAUCUUCCAUUCAUUUUUGUAGCUAAUCCUUCAGAGGGCUGUAGAAUUGAACCCAUUUAUUGUAAAGAUGCAAUAUUGUGGAAGAACAUGAUAAUUCUCCAUAUUACACAAGAACUUUGUAAGUUGUAAGAAUGCUUUGAAUAAAGCAAAUGGUAUAUUCUGAUUCAUACAAAAUUCAUCUUCUGUUAAGAUACUACCCCUAUUCCACAAAUAAGAUUUACACUGCAGUCCUGUGCACACUUACUUGGGAAUGGGACUUACUUCUGAGUAGACAUGAACUGCACAGCAUACUAUGCAUGUAACAAUAUUAUAGGCCUUAGUUCUCUGCAGGGUGCUACCAAUCCCUUGUCACUAUUUAUUGCCAGUCUUUCACAUGCUUUUUGUGAAUAAGAUUAUCUGGUGGUUUUUAGAAGUACAUGGCAGGUACUGAAAUACCUAUUCUCAGUCUCCUGGAAAACCCCUGAGGUGUUAACACACAGAGCUGACAAUGAAAACACUGGAAAGACUAAUCACUUAAAUUAGUGGGAUCCUUAUUUUGCAUUCUGACACUCCCCCCUCUUUUUUUUAUUUAAAAGAUUGAAGUUUUAUUCAUACAGCCCAUUAUAUACGGAGAAUUGUUCUGCAAGAAGUUUCUACCUCAGUUUGUUGCAUGAUCAAGUGAUCUUUUUAAAAUGUGCCCUUUCAAUAAAAUUACAACCUGUGAUGUUUAGAAACAUUGAACAGAUGGAUGCCAUUGAAAUUGUGAAGGCAACCUAGUGAAUAGUUUUAUGAAUUUGAGUUGGCAUUGAUUGCAGAAUAAGUUAUGUGGUGGUGAGAGUGGUGUCAGGAGUAUUGGAUCACACCCACAAAACAUGGUUCUGCUCUCCAUCCCCUUUUGGCAGGAACACACACACCAGUUGCAUUUGGGCUGCCCUUUAAGAUCUGCUUAUUAUUUCAGUCUCUCCAAGCUUCUGGUCUCACCUUUUCAGUUCCUUAGAUCAACUGUUCCAAGAUUUGUUGCUAACGAUAUGGCAAACCUUCUUUGCUGACUUUCAUAAACCACUUGUGUGGCAUUGUCAUUGAACAAUUAGUGAUGAGAGGCUGGCAUUGUAUGUUGCUGGUAGAUGGAUGGUGUUGUCUUUUUCCUAGGGAAUGGUACUGACUAGUUCAGUGAGUGAGUAGCAGUAUUUAGAUGGGUGGGUUCGGAGGAAAGGGUUCAUCCUUUCUUCCCCAGCUGUGAUAAACUGAAAACUCACUGCAUCACUGCCCCGUACCACAAUUGGGCUUUUGAAAUCAGCCUUAAGUAAAAUACGAUUAGGCUUAACAAGCCUUCGAACAGAAGAGAGGUGUUCCCAUAGAGGCUAGAUGGCCAUCUGUCAUGGAGGCUUUAGUUGAGAUUCCUGCAUUGCAGGGGGUUGGACUAGAUGACCCUUGGGUCCCUUCCAACUCUAAGAUUCUAUUAUUCUAAUCCAGAAAGUGGGAGGGGUUGCAUCUUGGGAGGGGAGCGGUAAGCUUCCUUUCCCAACUGUGACCCCCUACUUGUAAAACAGCUUGCCAAGUGUACAAUGAUUCAGCAAAGGUAUUGCACAUUCUUACUGAAUGUGCCCUUCAGAUUUACCUUCUUGUAUCCUUUAAACAAAAAGAUUUAAUAAAAUUUUUAUUUGAGACCAAACCAAAACAUAGCAGCAUGGCAUGCAUUGGCAAAACCAUAGAGAUAUAGACGAUAGAGGUUAGGGGCUGGAUAUUCAAGCUCAACAGAGCAGAUUUCAAUUUAUUUUUAUUUAUGAGUAUGGAAUGGAGUUACAGUGGUACCUCGGGUUAAGUACUUAAUUCGUUCCGGAGGUCCAUUCUUAACCUGAAGCACCACUUUAGCUAAUGGGGCGUCCCACUGCCGCCGCGCCGCUGGAGCAUGAUUUCUGUUCUCAUCCUGAAGCAAAGUUCUUAACCUGAAGCACUAUUUCUGGGUUAGCAGAGUCUGUAACCUGAAGCGUAUUUAACCUGAAGCGUAUGUAACCCGAGGUACCACAGUACUGCCACAUUGACUACUGUGAUGGUAGAACUAAAAAGGCUCUGAACCUCAGUCACUGAGAAACAUUAGCUACUACAUUAACUACAUUAAGUUCUAAAUCUUGCAGAAAUGCAUAUUUUCAGUUAACAUUAUACCAUUAUGAAAUAUACAAAUUGCAGGCUGAUCUUGAGUUGUUCAUACAACUCUUGUGUACCAAAGCACGGGCCACUUGAGAAGAAGGGAAAAGGCCUGCAUCUUGCUAAAGAGAACUAACUGCCUAUGUCAGGUGUGGAUUAUCCUCUCCCCCCCCCCCCCCGGUAGCCUCAGAGGCAAGAAGAAAAAGAGUUCGUAUUUUAUGGCUUUUUAUUCAGUCAUCUGGUUGCAAAACAAAAGAUCCUUGUCUCCACGCAUAGGAGACAUUGGCUACUCUGAGUCCCUCCUCUUCUGUCUCCCGCAGCAUCCUGGAAACCUACAGGAAGUCACAGGAGUCACAUCCCUCUGUAUUCUCUGUUCUUGAAAGGGAUGUGCCUUUGGACUAGGAGGGUCUCCCAUACUCUCCAGGGAGGUCUCUGCUGUCUGCUCUCUAACUUCCCCCUCCUCCACCACCACCACUAUCUUGUAACUUGGGAUUUCCUCAUUCAUCUGUACAUCAUUCCUGUCUCCCUCUCUGCUGAAACUGCUGGAGACUGGGGGGAGGCGAAACUUACCAUUCCUCUUCCUCUUCUGAGAGGAGCCGAUCAGACCAAGAAGGGCUCAUUUCCCAUUCCUCCUGUUCAGUCCAGUCCCUGACAGCCUAUGAAGCCAUGCUUUCUGACAUUUGCUACGCAAAGCAAAGUAGUCAUGCGCAUCUUCACCUCUACAUAGUUCCAUCCUCAUAUCAAUAUAUCACAAUGUUUAGCCGGUGAUAUAUUGCAAUGUUGAAAACCCCAUAUCACCCAUCCCUACUCAUCACAUCAUGACCAUCUGCUAAGGCUUAAGUACAAACAUUUUGAACUAUUUUUGAAUCUCUCAAAUUUCUUGAAGUCCAUUUGCUAAUAAAGACCAUCCAUCUGCAUCAUACACCUAUGUUUGCAGACUCCCUUUAUGGUUGCCUCUGUCUCUUUCCAUGAGCACUGAACACGGAACAGGUUUUUGAGCCAUUUUCUGAGGGAAGGCUAAGCUCCAGUUUCCAUAAUUUGACAUCUUGAUUUGACACCACCUCACCCCUGCCUGUAAUAUACUUUUUAAAUGCCUAAUUUCCUUUGUGCUCUGUCUAAAACAGUUGCACUUUUCUUUUAACCAAACCAUGUAAUUAUUGCUCAGAAUGAGAAAUGUCUAGCAGAUAAUGAACAGAAAUUCUCUAUUAUUACCUGUUCCUAAUGAGUUGGUUGAAAUAUAUUAUUUUAUUUUUAGAAAGAAAGGUCUAGGUAUAUAGGACAUAGUCUUAUGUAAUGACACAGCGAUAGACAUGACAAUUUGGAAUAUUAUUAUUAUUAACUUUCCUUGUCCUGCUGUCACCAUUCUCCUUUUAAGCAUGCUCAUAGUUUUGUUCCUUCAUGAAAAAUAGUUGAACUUGAGAAACACAGGGAAGAAAAAUCUCUUAUUUGGACUCCAUGGUAGGUUUAUCAUAGAUAGCCAAUUUUGUUAGGAUCAUCUGUGGAAGACAGGACUACACAUUAAGGGCUUUGAAUUAUCAUAAUAACAAAGGUUUACAAUUUAUGUAGAGCUUUUGAAUUGUUCAGAGUGCUUUAUGUAUAUUAUCUCACCAAUCCUUAACAAUAUCUUUGUAGGGGUAGGCAAAUCUCAUUCCUAUAUUAUAGGGAAGGUGAAAGUGGUUUGCCUAAGGCAAGAGAGUUUGUGGCUUAUGUGAAAUUUGAAGCAGGCGGUAAUCCUAGGUUUCUAACUUUUCUCUACUAAAUGGAUUUUUUUCUUUGGAGGGUGGGGUGCUAAUUGAAUCACUGAGGUAGUACAGUAGUGCAAUUGUUAAAUCAUUCUCCUCACCCCCACCCCACAAUGUUCAGUUUCUGAUCUAAAUCGUUCACUCCAAAAAUACAGUUUCCUCGGUUGAGCAGCUAGGAUCAGGAGGCAUGCUUGGGGGGAAGAUUUAAACAUUUGCGCUUUGGCGCUGCUUUUUCAAGAACACAACUCCCCUUAGACCAGUCAUGGAAGGAAUAUGGAAGAGAGUCUGAUGCCCUUCCUUAUACAUGCCUCUGGAGAGAGUGUUUCUCUCCAGAAAUCCAGAAUCUCCAGGCAUCCAGAAGAAGUAAGGGGUGGGGGGUGGGGAGAGAGACGACUAUGUGAUUUCCUGACCCCAUAACACAAAUAAGUGAUUUCCCAGUUGCAUGUAUUUCCAGUAGGCGAAAGCAAGAAUUGUAGGUUCUGCAGAAAGAAUGUUAGAGAAUUAGAAGCCUUGCAAAUGAAUCACAUCAGUAUGAAGAUCCUAUUGACGUGGUAGUUGUGUGUGAUUUUGUUCUGAUGCAACCAAAGAAUUUGCACAUAAACGUGUGCGUGGGUGCAUACACACGCACACACAUACACUGUUAAAAACACACCCAGCCCCAGUCACCAGUAGGAUGUGUAAGGUUCAGAACCUUCUCUCUGAACUAAGUUAGAAUAUGCAAAAAUGUGGAAUUCAUGUUCCUCUUCUCUCAGUUCUGUGUGGCCUGAGUGUAUGCUGUUCUGCUUUUAGAAAGGUGUUGAAGUUGGCAGAAAUCUCAAGAUAAGCUGUAGUGAGUGUUUCAAGACCUGUACAGUUUAGGAGUACCACAAUUUGUAUGAAAUUAGUUAUUUGCAAAAUGCUUAAAUUGAUACUACCCUUAAGAAAGUCUCUUGACACACUGGGCAGAUGGCAGCGUAAGGCCCCAACUGCACCAUACAUUUGAAGUAGUAUCAUACCACUUUAAACAGUCAUAGCUUCCCUCAAAGAAUCUAAUGCAAACAUACAUCUUUACUCCUUCAACAAGCCUUUCCCACUGGUAAUCUAAAAAUGUUCACGUCCUGGGAAGCUUCGACAUAUUUUCCCACAAGAGACAACUCAGUCACCUGGCUGUGAAUUCUGAAUUGCCAGAGAGCUCUUGUGAUCCCCUUGUGGGAAGUUUGUAUUGAUAUGUCUGAUAGUAAUUCAGUGCUUAUGUUAAUUGCAAUUCAAUAUACCUUCAGUCCAGAACGAACAUUAAUCACGCUUUGUGUCUUAGAGCUAAAGCCUUGCCAGGAUGCUUCAUUCCUAUAACUGGAUAUCUCCUCCAGCAGCUUCUGCCCCAUGGAUUACUCCACAUGUGAAAUACUUUUAUUCCUCCAGGAGCAUGCUCCAUGCUCCUCUGUUUUUCAAAACGGCCCUGAUCCUGUGAAUGGCUGUAGAAACAACGUGACUUCCUUAGUUAGAUUCCUUAUCUCCUCUUUCUGCCUCUUAAGCAGUGUUUUGUAAUUUCUUCAGAUUAGUCAGGAUCCUUGUAGGAAAUGCAUGUCAGUGUUAUCCACUUGACACCAUUGGGUGCCCUUUCAGAAAGUGGAGGUGAUUUAUAAGCUGUCAGUGUAGUUUGCUGAGGACAGAGUACCAAAAUCAAUUGAACCAAUGCUAGGAACCUCAGACUCGGCCAUGGCAACCUACAGUGAAAGUCAGGAAACCACUCUGUCCUUCCUUUCUCUGGACAAAUCUUGUUUCUCCCUUCUAUCUCUUGUUGUUGUUGUUGUUAUAGUCGUUUAGUCGUGUCCGACUCUUCAUGACCCCAUGGACCAGAGCACGCCAGGCACUUCUGUCCUCCACUGCCUCCCGCAGUUUGAUCAAACUCAUGCUGGUAGCUUCAAGAACACCAUCCAACCAUCUCAUCCUCUGUCGUCCCCUUCUCCUUGUGCCCUCCAUCUUUCCCAACAUCAGGGUCUUUUCCAGGGAGUCUUCUCUUCUCAUGAGGUGGCCAAAGUAUUGGAGCCUCAGCUUCAUGAUCUGUCCUUCCAGUGAGCACUCAGGGCUGAUUUCCUUCAGAAUGGAAAGGUUUGUUCUUCUUGCAGUCCAUGGGACUCUCAAGAGUCUCCUCCAGCACCAUAAUUCAAAAGCAUCAAUUCUUCGGCGAUCAGCCUUCUUUAUGGUCCAGCUCUCACUUCCAUACAUCACUACUGGGAAAACCAUAGCUUUUACUAUACGGACCUUUGUUGGCAAGGUGAUGUCUCUACUUUUAAGAUGCUGUCUAGGUUUGUCAUUGCUUUUCUCCCAAGAAGCAGGCGUCUUUUAAUUUCGUGACUGCUGUCACCAUCUGCAGUGAUCAUGGAGCCCAAGAAAGUAAAAUCUCUCACUGCCUCCAUUUCUUCCCCUUCUAUUUGCCAGGAGGUGAUGGGACCAGUGGCCAUCAUCUUCGUUUUUUGAUGUUGAGCUUCAGACCAUAUUUUGUGCUCUCCUCUUUCACCCUCAAUAAAAGGUUCUUUAAUUCCUCCUCACUUUCUGCCAUCAAGGUUGUGUCAUCUGCAUAUCUGAGGUUGUUGAUAUUUCUUCCGGCAAUCUUAAUUCCGGCUUCGGAUUCAUCCAGCCCAGCCUUUCGCAUGAUGAAUUCUGCAUAUAAGUUAAAUAAGCAGGGAGACAAUAUACAGUCUUGUCGUACUCCUUUCCUAAUUUUGAACCAAUCAGUUGUUCCAUAUCCUGUUCUAACUGUAGCUUCUUGUCCCACAUAGAGAUUUUUCAGGAGACAGAUGAGAUGAUCAGGCACUCCCAUUUCUUUAAGAACUUGCCAUAGUUUGCUGUGGUCGACACAGUCAAAGGCUUUUGCAUAGUCAAUGAAGCAGAAGUAGAUGUCUUUCUGGAACUCUCUAGCUUUCUCCAUAAUCCAGCGCAUGUUUGCAAUUUGGUCUCUGGUUCCUCUGCCUCUUCUAAAUCCAGCUUGCACUUCUGGGAGUUCUCGGUCCACAUACUGCUUGAGCCUUCCUUGUAGAAUUUUAAGCAUAACCUUGCUAUCAUGUGAAAUGAGUGCAGUUGUGCGGUAGUUGGAGCAUUCUUUGGCACUGCCCUUCUUUGGGAUUGGGAUGUAGACUGAUCUUCUCCAAUCCUCUGGCCACUGCUGAGUUUUCCAAACUUGCUGGCAUAUUGAGUGUAGCACCUUAACAGCAUCAUCUUUUAACAUUUUAAAUAGUUCAGCUGGAAUACUCCUAUCUCUACCUUUCCUUAUUUCCCUUAUUCCUUAUUUCCUGGGCCUCAAAGGCUUUCAACCUUGCAAUACCCAAACUUCAGUCAUUUGCAUCUAAGCACUCUUUUCUCCUCCACACAUUGCAUAUGGACUUCGGUUGCAACUAUUGGUUCCCUACGCAGUUUCUCAGUCUCCGUCUAUCUUUGUGGAGGGACUGUCGUGCUUAAGUAUUAUAGUAGUAGCAGUAGUAAUAAUACCCCGCCCAUCUGGCCCAUUUAAGCAAUGUGGAUUUGAGUAACCUGUGUAACUUGUAACAACUAGCCAUCUUGCCGUUUUAUAUUUGUGCAUUAGGACUUCAAGCCACAAAACCACUUUCCUCACUGUCUGCCAUUUUGUGUAAAUAUAAGUAUUAUAAAUAUAGUGACAUUUGCUGUUCUUGCUCAUUCCCCCAAACCUUUCUAAAUUGGCAGGAGCAUGACCAUAGUGCAGUAACCUCUGCCAAAAGUUGUACUUCUUUGAGCAUUUGUGACAGGUUCGCAUGUAGGUGUGAAUGGGAGAACAAUCUGAUCCAUUAAUACUCUUGCCACACUUUGCACCCUAUUGUGAAGACAGGAACAAUCCCCAGUUUCCCUUGCCAGCUCCAAUUUUGCAGCUAGAGAAUGUGAAGGGAGCUUGUUGUUUUUCCCUUUCUUUAAAAGAAUGGGUAUCUGACCAGUAAAGUACUUAUAGGUUGCAGUCCUAUAUCUUCUUACCUGAGAGUAUGUCAAGCUGAAUUCAGUGGGACUUGCUUCUGAUGUAGCCAUGUUUAGAAUUGUGCUGGUACUCACCCUGACCUCUUUAGUAGAAGGUCGUGUGUUUGGAAAGGGUGGGGGUGUAUUCAAACUGAUCUCGCACCAUCCCCAGGUAUUGCAUUCUGCUAGUCAUAAUUUUUAAAAAAUUGUUAGUCGAGUCAGUUCAGGAGAGAGGCACCACUUAAGACUUCAGAGAGCAAGCCCAUUCCAGAAUCACAGACGAGCUGCAUUACAGGAAUGCAAAGAAUCUUAAGAUUAGGUAUUGGUAUGGUCCAUUCAGAGUGACUUAAUAUGCUGGUGAUAAGCAAAUGUAAACACUGUUGAGAUAAGUAAACCAUACUUUAAAAUAGAACACCAUUUCCUUGAUUAUAAAUAAGGGCUGUGGAUCUAGGAAAUAUUGCCAACUAAACUUAAACGAAGAGUUUGGAUUUUACAAAAAUACUUAUUCCUCAAUAUGGGAAAGUGGAAAAUUGGGUUGAAAAUAUGACUUCUGGUAACUUUGACUAUAAAAUACGUCUAAUUUAAGGUUUACUUCCAUAUAGCCUAUGUGUAUGGACUUGAGUUGUUAUGCUAAUAUUUCUAUUUUGAUUUUUCUUUUUUAAAAAGAACACAAUUAUAAAACCACAUAAAGGACUUUAAUUAAAAAUAGCUGAAAAUGUAGAUAUAUUUUAGUUUUUGCUUAUUUGAAUACCCAUGGAGUUAAAGAUGUCGGGGUCCUCCACUAAAAAUGCAGCCAGCACUCAUAGGUUUCACCUAAAAUGGUACUAUUCAGCCAAUUACUGUAUUUUUCGUUCCAUAAGAUGCACUUUUCCCCUCCUAAAAAGUAAGGGGAAAUGUGUGUGCGUCUUAUGGAGUGAAUGCAGGCUGCGCAGCUAUCGCUGAAGCCAAAAGAGCAAGAGGGAUCGGUGGAUCCCUCUUGCUCUUCUGGCUUCAGGGAUAGCCACGCAAAGCCUCUUAAGCGCAGAGGGAGCGCUCCUCCCUCUUCGCUCAGGAGGCUUUGCGUUGCUUUCACUGAAGCCAGAAGAGCAAGAGGGAUCGGUGCGCACCGAUCCCUCUUGUUCUCCUGGCUUCAGACAUAGCCUCACAAAGCCUCUUGAGCGCAGCCGGAGUGCUCCUCCCUCUUUGCUCAGGAGGCUUUGCGUUGCUUUCUUGUUUCUUGUUUUCCUCCUCUAAAAACUAGGUGCGUCUUAUAGAGCGAAAAAUACAGUAUGCAGUUUGCCUUCGGUUCAACUGUUUGUCCCCAGUUUGCAGAUUUACAGGCCAGCCUGCAAGAGAAACUUUUCAGCCCUCCUUCCCCAUGUUACAAUGGAAGCUAAAAGAGGUGCAAGUGAUGUGCACAUCUCCUUCCACAUUAGCAGGAGUUGGACUUCAAGCUUAACAGGAAAUUAGUAAUAAUAAAUUUUUGUUUUUAUUUUUAUUUUUAUUUAUACCCUGCCCAUCUGGCUGGGCUUCCCCAGCCACUCUGGGAAGCUUCCAUCAAAAUAUUAAAAUACAAUAGUACAUCAAACAUUAAAAGCUUCCCUAAACAGGGUUGCCUUCAGAUGUCUUCUAAAAGUCAGAUAGUUGCUUAUUUCCAUGACAUCUGGUGGGAGGGCAUUCCACAGGGUGGGUGCCACUACUGAGAAGGCCCUCUGCCUGGUUCCCUGUAACUUGGCUUGUUGCAGUGAGGGAACUGCCAGGAGGCCCUCGGCGCUGGCCUCAGUGUCUGGGUAGAAUGAUGCGGGUGGAGAUGCUCCUUCAAAAAAGGUGGAACAUUGCCUAUAAAUCAUCCUAAAGGCUAACAUUGUGGAAACGUUAAACCUAUUGAUGAGUGAAUUUUCAAAGGCUGAAUAUUCCAAAAGAGCAGAGUGUAAAUUCCAAGCCUUUUCCUAGCUGAACUCUUUAUUGUCCGGUAAAUAAGCAGUUUUACUUCUCAAGGGACUCUGGCAUCUUUCUCACAAAUGUAGCAGAAGAUAUGGGAACCUUGCAUUUUUUCCCCUCCAAGGACCCAAACAGUGUCAGAGGGCUGUCAGUGUUAUGUCUCAUCCUCUUCCCCAUCAUUUCCUUGUAAGAAGAAAAGGUUUAGUAGCUGAAUGUUCCUGCUGUAUCAAUUCAGUGUAAAAGCACUUGCAUAGUAUUCCAGCAUAAAUACACUCCCUCUGCUUCUGCAUUGCUCUCUUGUUUUGCAAUUGCCUUUCCGUUCCUUUGUUUUGUUCAGCUUAAUUCUACACAGAGCAUUUCCCGCAUUCCAGCACCAGGGUGUACAUAAUCUUUUUUAAACAAUGCUGAGCAGGCUAGGCUGUUGAAAGAUUGUUAACCCACACUUCAGCACAGUUCUGCUGUGCAGAGAGCAGGAUAGCCUGCUGAUGGAUUGGGACUAGGUAACUUAAGAGUAGCUGCAAAAGGUGGUAUUCAACUUAAGUUUUAUUUCGAGUAGACCUAUUGAAUUGAAUGGCCCUAACUUAGUCAUGUUCAUUAAUUUAAAUGGGCCUAUUCUGAGUAAAACUUAGUUGAAUCCCACCUUUCUGGCUUUUGGGAUUUUCAUGUUGUGUUACAUUGAACCAACUUGCUUUCUUCUGAAAGGGCUCUGGAAGGAUGAAAUUCUUGUUACGUAAACAGAAUCUAGGUUCUAUAUGCCUCUUGUAUUAACAUCCGUAAUAGCUUUUGUUUAUGUGUUUGACCUUCUCCUGUAAAAAUAAUAAUACUGAGUGCUUUUAGUGUUUAAAAUAUAUAUUUAUUUUCUCAUGAUCAGUGAACUGUUUUUUACACAUUAACUUAGACUUACUAUAUGGUGUGUGUGUGUGUGUGUUUUCCAUCCCAUAUGGAAACUGCAUAAAAUUAAAAAGGAAGGAAUAGGUUAGAUGUUUGCAUAUAGAACUAUGCAAUGGUUGUGUGCGUCUGUGGCAAAAUCAAAGAAAAUAGUUAUUUGCAAAUGAAGAUAAAAAUGCCAAAAUGUGACCUAUUAUCUGGCUAAUUUCAACCUCAACAUACUCUGCUCUCCAGGUGUCUGAUAAAUAUUUAUCUACUAGGGUGGCGCUGUGGGUUAAACCACAGAGCCUAGGACUUGCUGAUCAGAAGGUCGGCGGUUCGAAUCCCCGCGACGGGGUGAGCUCCCGUUGCUCAGUCCCUGCUCCUGCCAACCUAGCAGUUCGAAAGCACGUCAAAGUGCAAGUAGAUAAAUAGGUACCACUCUGGUGGGAAGGUAAAUGGCGUUUCCGUGCGCUGCUCUGGUUCGCCAGAAGCGGCUUAGUCAUGCUGGCCACAUGACCCAGAAGCUGUAGGCCGGCUCCCUCGGCCAAUAAAGCAAGAUGAGCGCCGCAACCCCAGAGUCGGUCACGACUGGACCUAAUGGUCAGGGGUCCCUUUACCUUUACCUAGGAACAAAGAAAGAUCUUUUAGUGUCAUGUAGGAGAGGGAGCAUUGGAACCCUGCUAAGAGAAAGAGAGAGAGAAACUGAAUUUGUAACAAGCAGUAUAAGAGUGAACCAGGAUAUAAUUUAAUAUAUAUUUCAACAUCUAUGCUGUUAAGAGGCAGAGGAGUAUCAUCCAAGCAACUGAAAAUCAAAUGGGUCUGUUUUGCUGUGAUUCCAUGUAUUGGGACCAACAGUUGGCUGAUUUGUACUGAAAAAGGGCACUGAAUUCUUGUGGCUAUUUUAUAUUUUUUUUUAACUCCUCAACCCAGCUCUCAACAACCUCUCAUAUCUAGUCACUGAAAAUUUUUAUGUUGUAUCAUAGAACUGCUGUAUGGCCUCAUUGCUCCCUAUUCAAUAGGGAUAGUAGAAAAGAUGACAAGUACCCUUUUACCUUCCCCAAACUGGUACCUUCCAGAUUAUUCUCACUCUCCUUUGCAACCCCCAAAUGGACCCCACAAAAUUGGGAGCCCUCUAGAAGAAAGGUGGUGUUGUGUGGGGGCCACAGGAAGAAGGUGAAUUAACAAAAACCUCAUAUCCUCCUUUUAUUAGCACUGGUGUCCAUUGGAUCAAAAGUCCCUUUCUGAACACAAGGGCACCAGUUGGAUUCCACCCAGUGUAUUUGCUCACUCAUUUUCCUGUUACUUUACCUUUUUCAAUCCCUAUCAUCAUCAGGGACUCAGGUGAUGAGAAAUACUUCUGUCUGAGACUUUGAAGAGCUGCUGCCAGUCUGAAUAGAUAUGGGGCUUGUUUUACCUAACCAAAGUUAAGAUUAAUCACACUUCUGCGUUAGGCUGACUUGCUAAACUAGGAAUGGAGAACCUGUAGCCAUCCAGAUGUUGUUGGACUUCACGUCCUUAAUUAACCCCAGCCACCAUGGCCGAUGGUCAGGGAUGAUGGGAGUUGUAGUCCAUCAACAUCUGGAGGGCCACAAGCUCACCAAUCCUGUUCUGGACCACCUUUAGCUAUAAUAUAAAAUAGAAACAGAAAUUCUGAUACCCCUUGUUCUGACUUCACCAGAAGAGAGGUAAAUGGGAGCACACAAGCCUAAGGCUCAUUGUUGUAAUGCUAAAACCAUGGUUUACCAUUGCAUCCAAAUUCUGUCAUCCAAAACACUUAGGAUGGUGAGUAUCAUAGAUUACCAAUCUGGUAUGGUGUAAAAGGUUAAAUAUUCUGUUGCAUAAAAGUAUGUUAUCCCAUUCUAGCCGAGAACAUGUUCUUUUUGUUUGAAAUGUGGAUUCUGAGCUAAAAUUAUCCUGCUGUUUUAUUUCCCUCAGCUUGCCAGCCCUCGUGUCAGGUAAUAAUAGACCCAGUUCAUUCUGGAGGGAUUUGCAGUUUCACAACACUGUUCUUACAGCCGGUGUUACAACUUCAGUGUUACUCAGAAUUCUUGUUAACAGACUGUGACAUGAACUUCCACAUAGAAGGCCUGUCAUUUUAAGAAUAGCUAUAACAUGGUGGGACUAGAGAAGAUCUGCCCAAGGAGUGAGGACUUGACCAUAUGUGUGCUUUUGUUCAUUCCCUGGGCUGCUGAUCCUAGAAUAAUGGAAUUCUAAAGCUGGAAGUAACCAAAAGUGUCAUGUAGUCCAACCCCCUGCUGUGCAGGAAUCACAGCUACCUGAGAUAUCUAAGGUUCCCUGUAAAUGCUGGAAGAACUGAGACACUUCUUUCUUCUCUGCCUGAGAUAACAACUUUAUCAGUUGCUGGAAGCCACAGAAGGGAAGACAGCUCCUGCUCAUGGGUCUUGCUUGCGGACACAAGCAUCUGGUUGGCUACUGUGAGAACAGAAGUCUUGAUUUGAUGGGCCAUUGGCAUGAUCCAGCAGGCUCUUCUUAUAUGCUGCCCUUGGCAGAGUCUCUUGCAUCAGGGGGCAUAAAAAGCUGGUACUCUUGGGAAGCAGGCUUGCCUUGGCACUGGUGACACCAAAGGGAGUCUGUGGGAAGGGGAAAGCAGGCUUGUGAAUCCCCUUCCAGUUUCAACCAUGAUGGUUGGGUAGGUUUAAAGCAUGUGUUUCUCCUGCACAGGGUGGGAACCUUUGCAGUGAAUUGUCUGACAGAAGAAAGUUGCCAGAUGUCCUCAGAGUGGGAGUCUGUAAUUGGCAGAAGGUUGGCCUUUCCUGGGUGUGAGCCAAGGUUGGAGCACAUGUGCUUUUGUGUGGUCGGGACUGGGAUAAUUGGCUGAUUGUAGUAGAUAUUUUUUUGUCAGGGGGAGGGUCUGUUGUUUACAUUAUGUGCAUGGGAGCAGCUGUUUGGCAAGGGUGGGACAUUGGUGAUGCCACCUCAGUUUCAGUGAACAUGUUCAGGGGAUACACACGGAUGUGAUAAGUCACCAUGGAAGGAGAGAGCAAGGCUUAUUUACACAUUGUUCCUUGCUCCCACCCCUUCUGUGGUUGGGUUCCUAGUUGCUUUUGACCACCAGCCUAUGUGUCUUGGUGUUUAAUGCCAAAUUGGCAUAUCAUAGAUUCAUAGAAUCAUAGUUGGAAGGAAAGAUCUGGGGUGUAUUACUGAGACAUAUUUGACCCCGCUGUGCCCAUCCAGAUACUCAUAGACUGUGGGGUGGGGCAUGACUGUGGUCCACAGGACUUCCAUCUCCAUUAAGAGGAAACCUCUCUGUCUUGGAGCUAACUUUGAGGACCUGCACCUGGUAUCAGGCCCAGGAGACAGGAAACUAGGGUUCCUGUGAUGUACUGUCAAUGCUGCUGUCAGCAGCUUCUCUUACCAAACUGAUGGAAAAAGUUUUGGAGGGCAGUGUUGGAGUAAUUCAACUUGCAUGAUGAGUCUGCCUCUAGUAUUCUGGCUCAGGACUCCAUGAUGAGCUGGGGGAUGGGAUAUCACCCCAUUGUCAUGGUCAGUCAAGUUCCUGGUGAACUUUGAACUUAUGGCUCCAAUCCCCACCCCCUUACAGGGGUAAUGGACUGAUUCAGGGAAUGUAGAUUUAGAAUUUUAGGAAGCCCACUGUGACUUGUUUGCCAGCCACUUUGACAGUAGGAUUGCCUGCCUCCACAUCAAUUUUGACCCCGCAUCCAUAUUGUGUUUAGGGUAGCUAACCUUAUCCUGCAGAUGCUACAGGACCAAAGCUCCCAUCAUCCUUGACUAUUGGCCAUGUUGACUGGGCUAUUGGGAGCUAGGAGUUGAGUAAAAACCAAAGGAUCACAUGCUAUCUACCCCUGGUUUAAGUAAUGGCUGGUAAGGUGGGGGGAGAUGGUUUGACUGGGGAGCUGAACUGGAAGGUGUCCUAUUCCUGGAUAGGUAAGUCAUAAUCAUUUGGAAGUUCACUGUCUACCCAGUUUAGACUAACUAGGAAUGAGUGGUAACAAGGCGAAGGACAGUUUGCAAGUGGCCUUCCCUCAGGGCCAUCUCUGAAAUGGUUGCCCUCCAGCUCCACACAGAGCCAUUAAAGGAACACUACAGAGAAAUGGAGAGUAAAAGAAAGCAUAGUUUAAAUAUGGAAAUUGUGCUGCUGCUUUCUGGUACUUUAUUAUUCUGAGGGUAUCCAGUUCCAGGACACCAUUGCAUCUCAUUUUAAGAAACUGUGUGUCUUUAUGUGUCCUUUCUAGACUGUAUGAGAAACACGCUUCAAUCCCUCAAAUGAUUUAUUCCAGAAGAGUUAAUGGUGAAGUCAGUAGAAUUCUUAUUUGGCUUCUGUCUAUAUAUUAACUGAGAAUUAUAGACUUGGAAGUAAAACACACUACAGACUCCGCUACAGACCCCUUUCUCAGACCUGUCUCCCUGCAUCUGACGUACCCUAGAUCUUGUGAAGCCUUCUGCUUAAGCCCCAAACCUGCUAAGACUCUAAACUAUAUCCUACAAGAACACUGAAUGCUUAUCUCAUCUCUGACUAGUGCUGUGCAUAGUCAGUGUGACUUCUUUCACUCUGCUUUCCUAAUGACUCUAAUGAGCAGACCAUUGAAAAUAAAUGGAGAGUGCGGGAAGAUGUAGAUAGAGCCUGUAUGCAUUGCUGUUUUUCAUCCCCCUAAAUGGAAGGAGGCAAGGAGAGAAUUUCCCAUGUAUUCAUUGCAAAUGCUUUCAGGACUGUAUUAUUGAUGCCUCAUAUGUACCCUUUCUGAUAAUUACACCACAUUAAGCCAUCAAAAAGAUGACAGGACUUAACAGAAAUGAAUAUCAUCAUAGUAAACAGGACAACACAUGGGUGAAUACCCUGACUGAAGGAACAAAUGCCUAAAGUAAACCUGAUUAUAGCAUAAUGAUCAUUGGAUUUUCAUUACUUCAGAAGGUGAUCCUCUUUUCUAGCUUGAACACACUAUUGUGACAUAACCAGACCACUGAUUAUAUUGCACCCCUCUCCUUAAUAUUUCUGCAUCCAGUGGUAAUAAAUCACAUUUAUUAGCUGUGAUUUUGUUUUAGGUUUUCUUGAUUUUUAAGAAAGAACUAUUUGUAACACCUUUCUCUGUUCAUAGACAAUACAUGUUUAUGAACAGCAGAAGUAAUUAUUGUGAUAAUUCCAAUAUGUAAGUAAAAAUAACGAUACUCUUGCCAAAUAAAUGUCUAUAAUUCUUACGACUGUGCACAUUUGUAAAAAUGUCAAGUUACUUGCUUCCAUUGCUGCCUAGCUUUCUUUAUUAUUUUUCUCCUACAUAUUUAUUUUGUUUGGGUUUGGGACUUCUCUCCCAGUGGUGAGGUUCCUAUCCAGGUUGGAUGUUGCAUGGCACAUUAUAUUUAAACAAACCAACUGAAGACAUUAAUGAAUGCCAAUAUGUUCUUAAUACUUCUUAAUUCAGAGUAAUGCAAUUUUGAUAUCCUACAGCAGGGUUGGCUAACCUUUGGCCAUCCAAAUGUUGAUGGACCCUCACUCCUAUCAGUUUCAGCCGGCAGGGCCAAUGGUCUGGGUUAAAGGGAGUUGUAGUUCAUCAGCAUUUGGAGAACCAUAAAUUAACCAACCCAUCCUAUUGAUUACCAGCAGCACCUCUGAUAGCCAGGGGUGCAUGUUUCCCUGCAGCUGAUAUUCAAAGGCAUCUAGUCUUUGAUCUUGGUGGUAGUGUAUAGCCCUUGUGAUUGGUAGCACUUGAUAGCCGUAUCCACCAUGAGCUUGUCCAAUUCCUUUUUAAACUUAUCCUUGUAUCUUAGGGUUGUCAUUACGUCUUGGGGUAGCAAAUGCAUGCAGGUCCUGCUAUCCAAAUCUCAUACAAAAAUUUGCUUAUUGUAACAUGAGCAACUAGUACUCAAACCUCACUACACACACCACAGAUUCAGAUAUCCAAACAGCUGUACCAGCAUGUAGGACUGUAAACAAUUAAGCAGCCUUAAACAACCCUUAAUUUUUUGUGCUUCACAGAUUCAUGGCACGUAUUUCACCAGAAAUCAUGCCUUUUGCAAGGUUUCAGAGGGUUUCCCAGGGUUUUCUGUAAAUUUGGGGUCAAAAUUCUAUGGUCAGGAACACAUUAGAAAUUUCACCAUAGGAAUCAGUGGAAAUCAUAAACUCAUUAUGUGAACACUUGCCUAACAAACAAUUUCCUGAGAAAGCAUUGCAUUUUGAUAGCAAGACCUGUGUGUACAAUAAAUUAUAUGCUGUUAAAAGUAGUACUUCCUUCUGUCUGUUUGUAUCUUCUCACCAUUAGCUUAAUUGCAUGAUAGAACAGAGUGCAAGAUAAAGUGCUAAGUGGUGGUACAAGUGAGUUGUACCAUGCAUGUGAAAUGGAAAGCAUUGACUACAAUGGGAAAAUGAGAAGUUGCAUAAUUUACUCAAAUGUGGGAUAACUAGGCACCAGGAAAAUCCAGGCAAACAUGUUUGAAUCAUAGCACUGACAUGCUUGUUUAAUGCCUGAUGUUAUGGCUGGGGAAAGGAUUUUGAACACCUGAGGACCUGCAGCUUAUCUGCCCAUUUUCUAAAUGGAAUGAAUUAUAAAUAUAAAAACUUCUGUUUAUAAUUCAUGCAGUGGAAAUUUAAAGUGCCCAUUAGUUAAACCAUAACAAUUAUUGCCAUUAUUUCUGUUUGAAAUCCUGUGAAAACCAGUGCCGUAUAAUUAUUCAUUAUUUAAACUUUAAAAAAUAGCUCUGCCUGAUAAUUUGCUUGGAAAAAAGGAAAGGAAAGAAAGCAUAUCCACACCUCUUGCUGGAAAAAAAGCCUUUAAAUUAUGUUUUAGAAUUGGACAGCAGGAGAGAACAGAAUUGUUUGGAAAUUGCUGCUGCUGGGGUUUUUUAUGGCAUUCUUGUAAAAUCCCCAACAGUAUUUAAGAGAGAUUUAUUGCAUCUCUGGGUGAAAGUGUCAACUCAAAUGACUUCCUUUUCUUCCUAAUGUGUGUCCUGCUAUGUGAAUGUUAAUAAUAGCACCAAAGCUUGAAGGUGAUCAUUAUCUCUCAGAGGAUGCUAAAACCACCACUGGGGGUUGGUGGAAGACUGUUUCUUAAAAACAAAAAAAAAGUUAAAAUGUCUUAAAUCUAGACAAAACUUGACAAAUUAUAAGGCCCCAAAAGGCUACUUCUGACAAUGUAGUUUUAAAACCAUAGUUCUCUUAAUAACCCAUAGUAGUGGGACGAGAGAAAUAAGGAGAGCUUGACUGAUCUGAUUCUAUUUAAUGAAAAAUGUGCUUGUGUUGACUAUUUAUCUUGCCAUUGCUCAGGGAGUGUGUGAUUGAGCCCUGCCUGAAAUAGCCAACCAGUAGCCCUCCAGAUCUUGCAGAACUACAAUUCCCACAAUCCCUGGCCAUCUGGUCAUGCUAGCUGGGGCUGAUAGGAUUGUAGUUCAGCAAUAUCUGGAGGGCCACAGGUUAGUCACUUCAGCAAUAAUACAGGGAAAGCUCGGCUACAGGGAAAACUCAGUGAUGCCAAAUGAUUCAAACCACUGUGUCUUAGCCUAACCUACCUCACAGUUGUUGUGAAGAUAAAAGAGGAAGCCCCAUACAUGCCACCUUGAGCUCCUUGGAGGGAAAGCAGAAUAUAAAUAAAAUAAAAUAAAAUGGUGAAGAAAUGCCCUGGCUUUUUUACUCUUCCCGGUUCAGGGCAGCUGUGACUGUCUUCUCAGAUCAGGAGCAAAAGCAAUUUCCGUUUCUGAGCAGAAAGGGAAUGACAUGGCACUGUAUUUUUCUUUGGCUUGGGUGGCUGCAAAUAUGUGGAGUCCUGGCUUUCAUGUCAGCCAUCCUAAUUUUGGAACUGAUUUUGUGGACUUUUAUUUCUCAUCUGUGCAGGGCAGUUAAAGAUGCAGCUGAUCACCAGUGCCUGAUUGUAGGUACAGUACUGUAGUAGCAAAGCUGUGAUUGACAGGAGUGUGGCCUGUCAAAAUGGCUUGCAGGGCGUCUGGCCCGCCAGCUGGCAGUGAUUCCCCCCCCCCCCCCGUGUGAUCACCCACCUUCAACUCACAUACUUUUCGGUGUGUUGAAGUGCUGCCAGUGAUUCCUUCCCCUUCCCCCAGUCGUUCAGUUAUUCAGACAAGAUGGGUCCCUGCCUUCAUGGCCACUUUUGCUGGGAGCCUAAGCAUGCCAUGCAUUGUCCCAACACAGAGACCCUUCUGCUUAGCGUCUUUUGUAUAUUGACAGUGGGUUGAGUUCUUAAAAGAUUUCGAAGCCCCUGGAAACUUAUUUGCUGCUCCAGCAUUUAAGUGCUUAGAAUGGGUUGCAGCACUCCCUAUUAUUCCCUUAAACCUGGCAUUACAUCAGUACUGCAGUGUCUUAACUCCUGGGGGCAAAUGUUUUUAGGACACGAGUUUAAUAGCACCUCUUGAAAUCGUACUUAUCCUUUUAAACAGUGCGUUCAGAAAACUGUAACAUUCGGGUAUCAACUAGUUAUUGAUGUUGCCCGGCUGUUGAAAUAGUGCAGUGGGGGGGGAGGCUAUUUAGAGGGGGGAAGGAAUUGUGCCAAAGCUCCUUGUCUUGUAUUCUUCUUAUCUUGACUUGGAAGAUUGUCAUGCCAUUGCUGCAGGGCUCAGAUAGGAAAGGAAAGAGUUCCGAGUCUGACCCCUGCAGACAGUCGUGGCAUGUAAUACAAAUGUGCAGUUCAGCCAAACUCUGACAAACAGUGAUAAAUUGCUCUAAUCCUGCGCUUCCCUUCCCCACCUGCUCAGAUUGGCCUCUCCUGGCCCCAGUUAGGUGAUAAAUAAGGAAGGCUACUAAUAGAGAAAGCUGAGGCAGAGGAGACGGAUGCUUCACUCAGUGGGCAAUGUCCUCUAGAAGAAUUGGAGCUACUCCCACCCUCCUGCUUCAAAGGAAAUAAAAAUGCUGUUUGACACCAUAUUAGAAAAUGCGCUGAAAUGCAUGUUAGAAAAUAUGCAGCACAAAAGGUACGAAAGUGAUACAUCCCACCCCUUUUAAACUAUGACUGUCACUUUGCUAAAAUCAGCAGAACAAACAAACAAACAAGCUUGAAUUAAAGAAUUAUGUUCCACAAGUCAAGAGGUUACAUAGCUUAAGCGGCAAAGAAUAUUGAGCUGUGACCGAGGAAGUUCUUGGUUCAAAUCUUUAUAGAUAGUCCUGCUGAUUCCUCAGCCCUCCCUCCACCUGCUGUAUGAAAGGUUAACUUUUCCACACUUUUCUCUCACUUUCUGCUUUUUCAGAGGCAGGCAAAAGCUGCUCUUUUCCAGAGGGCAUAUACCUUGACUGAAUUUUAAGCCUUAUUGCUGUGUUUUUAGUCCACUGCAUUUUACUGGAUUGCUGUUGGAUUUACCUGGCCUGUGGUGUUUGGGACCGUUUGUUUCUUUUGAGCUCAAUUAACGCUUCAUAGUACUGUAGUACUCCUCAGGCGUUCCUCCCCUCACGUGAUUAAUGGCAGUGAAGGAACUGCAAAGCCCUGCUCACUCUGUCACAAAAUUGUUUACUGUGUGAGGGAGUAGGGGAUUAGUUUUCAUUGUUUUCUUACAUCAGUCUCCUGCCUUUCUUCUGUGAGGAAGGCAACAUACAUGUGCUUCCCAGACUUGAUUUGCUUCAGCAAAAUGGUGGCUUCAGGUACCUUCGAACCAUACAUUGGGUCUACUUCAACAACUGCUUUCAGCACUUUUUCUGCAGAGUGGUAUAUAAGUUUUAGUAGCAGCAGUAGUGAUAACGUAUUGUAGAGUAGUUGCAAUGCUAUCCAUGUGUUCCUCAAUCUAAAGGAGCAACAUUUGUACUAAAUGGCUGUGGGGCCACUAAUGUUUAGCUGUGCCCUUGAGUACCACACAGCUUCUCUCUGCCUCCAAAGUUGAGGGAUAACUUAUGAAGAGCCACUGGUAUGGGUUUUCUAUAUAUCCUGCUCUCGCAAUAUAUUACAUUGGGGGGGGGGACACAGGACAGAAAAGGUUCCCCACUUUAUCCCUGAAUAUCCUUGAUGUGAAAGGAGAUGAAGUGUACAUUGGGGGGGGGGGGAGAGCUAAACGCACAGCCCUGUAGCCCCUCUGUAUCAUUUGUGCCUCUUCGGCACAAAAGUAAAGUUCUUUGAACACUUGAAAUAUGCAAGAAAUUCUUAAGCAACUUUUUGUUAUGGUUUAGUAUUACUUGGUUCCUGCUAACGAGAGAAUUCAUUCCCAUUGAUGUGAUGUUCUGAGAUACUCAUUCAUUACUUACAGCAGUGGUGGGGAAAUUUUAUCCAUCUAAAUCAGCGUUUCUCAACCUUGACUCCGCAGGUGUUGGACUACAACUCCCAUCAUCCCCAACCACUGGUCCUGCUAGCUAAGGAUAAUGGGAAUUGUAGUCCCACAACAUCUGGUGACCCAAGGUUGAGAAAGACUGCUCUAGAUGCCGCUGAACUACAAGUCAUUCUACCCCAGGAAGCAUGGACAAUGGCCAAGGAUGAUGGGCGUUGUAGUUCAGCAACAUCUGGAGAGCCAAAGGCUCCCCACUCCUGCCUGACAGCCUAAUAUGUCUGUAUUACAUAAUAUGUCUAUACUUUUGCUAUGGCCAGGAGUCCUUGCCUAUAAAAACUGAAGCAUUUUCUCAAUUGGGCAUACUCUCUUUCAAAUUUCCAUAAGGUUGGGAAAUGAUUUUCCUUACCUGAUAAUUAAAUCACCGUGCAUGGUUUGCUAGGCCGCAUGUGUUUGGGAAUUUAUUCAAUUAAAAUGUGCACAACUGCUUACCUUAAUCAAGGAUCCACACUACAAAAGAAUCCCUUGUUAAUCAAAGUAAUUAAGCAAAUUGGUGUGUUUUUUUGCAUGAGCAAAAUGGAAACCCCUGGUAGUUGGAAGGGAAAAUAAACAUGACUACAUUUGUCUUGUGGUGUCUUUUUUAUUACAGAUUCUAAAAAGAACAUAUGUCUUGGGGUUUGCUCUCUUGAUUGAAUAUGAUCAUGCCUGGCGUAUCAUCAAGCCAGAAGGGUAAUAAAUAAAUGCAGCAGGUUGGGCUGCAGUUUUCUGCUGCUUCCUCUUUCCAGUCCACUGUGCCCCCUGAAAAGUUGCUCAGGAAGAUUGGGGGACCCUCCAGAACAGCGUGGGAAGCUGCAGGAGGAAGUGAAAAUUGGCCCUCUGCCCUCUACUGGAUCCAAGUUCUCUCUAAGCACAAGGAGCCCUUCUGUUCACAGAAGGGUAAGUCUGAGGGCCAACCUGUUACGUUUCGAGAAAAUUUAGUUACACAAAGCAGACGUUCAUAUUCAGUCACACAGCUAGUGCCUGGUGUAGAUUACCCACAAAGGGGGAGAAUCCAGCAAGUUUUACUCAGUGUAGACCCAUUUAAAUCAAUGGAUCUAAGCUUAUUAAUUUCAGUGGCAGUUUUAUGAGUAAAACUUUGUUGAAAACCACCCAUGCUUCCCCAUUUCCAAAUGAAGUUCUCAAGCAUUGACUAUGGGUGCUUUGAGCCAAUGCACACACCAGUUCAGCUAAGCUUAUGUGGAUUAGUCUCCUGUAAUUAAAAUUGUGUCAUUGGGGCUAUUGGAAUCAAACCAACAAACACCAAGUGCAUAAUGGAUAUGGAUUGUGCUGUUCUUCACACUGAAGUCAGUUUUCAGAGGGGUUGCCAUGCCAGGAAUUGGGCUCCAGUCCAUGAAAGCUUAUGCCAUAAUAAAACGUGUUAGCCUUAAGUUGACACACGACAUGUUUUUGAAAUCGGUAUCACUAAUCAUGGGCACUUUUCUCUUCCUGUGCUGCUGCUGCUGUUGCACUGCCAGAAAACAAGCCAUGGUCCAGCAUAGUGUUAACAGAGUUACAUAGUUUGUUUAUCUCCAAAUGGACCAAAAGUUUGGUUAUGGGAAACAAAUAUUUAGCAAAAAAUAAUAAGUUUAAAGGAUUUAGGUAACUGGAUGUUUGAUGCAAACAAACAUUUUUAGAGCUUUUGUUGCAAAUCAAUGACAAUAAAGCCAUAGCUAAAACAGUAACUAUCUAAGACAUUUAAUCAUCAUUUAUUUCACUUUCUUUUUCAUUAAUACUGCCUCCCCACUGCUCCCAAAUUAGCUUUGUAUGUGUAUGGGUUUUUUAUGGUAACGUUAUGGUGUCUUCCAUUUUACAGAAAGAGCUAAAGUGCAGAGGCGAUAGAGGAAAAGAUAGCCCUUUCAGAGAAUUAAAGGUGACAGAGAGAACCAUUCUUGCCUAACAGGCACCAUUCAUCACAUGGUUGCAUCUGGUCAUAAUACUUCCAUAGUGCAUCAAAAACCUGUAAAACCUAUUUGGUCAGAGAUUAUAAAAUGAAAGCAUGUGCUGCCAACAGUCAUCAGUAUCUUCUUACUUGCAUGCCACUUUUCCAUAGAAUUAUCAAAUGAACAAUAAACAUGACUAAUCAAAGCCACAUUAAGAACACUUAAAAAUAAUCAUGAUGUCAGUAAAUAGAGAAAAUGUAUCCAUGCAGCAAUAGAUAUAGACUAACCUAUUUCAACAGCUUAAAACUAAAAGAGAAUAAUGCCUAACACUGAAAUGAAAUAGCAGUGUACAAAAAUUAUGUCCGUAUUAUACAGACCUUUUUAACCCCUCUUUAAAACUUGUCUCUACCCAAGCAACACAACUUCAGUUGCAUAAGACAAUGUUCAUUGUAGAUAGUGCCUAACUGGAAUUACUCAAUUCUUGACUAUUCAUGGUUGUUAAUUAUUAGUUGGUCCAAAUCAUUCUCUCCCCCCCCCCCCAUUUUGCUUUUUUCUGGCUGCAGUAACUGCUUCCACCUGGAGCACAUGCUUACUAAUAUUUUUCUUUCUAUUUAAUUCUUCUUACUGCCACAAUACACAGAAUCCUGUACUGAAUAAAUGUGAAGGUGGUGUCAGGAGCCACUGGCUGUGGUUACUCUUGCACAGAGUUUUUAACUACUGUGGUGUCUUAGUACAGUGGUACCUCAGGUUACAUACGCUUCAGGUUUCAGACUCCGCUAACCCAGAAAUAAUACCUCGGGUUAAGAACUUUGCUUCAGGAUGAGAACAGAAAUUGUGCAGCGGCAGCAGGAGGCCCCAUUAGCUAAAGUGGUGCUUCAGGUUAAGAACAGUUUCAGGUUAAGAACAGACCUCCAGAACGAAUUAAGUUCUUAACCCGAGGAACCACUGUACAGUAUUCUAUUAUUGUGCCUUACAUUUCAUUGAAUCUAACCGAAGGUUUAAAAAGUGAAUGUGGCACAAAUAAGGCAUUUUAUCAGAAAAUGAGAAUGUUUUCACAAAGGACAAGAAUGAACUGAUAAGCCGUUACUCAGUAGUUGUUCUGUACUGUUAGUUGUAUUUGUUCAAAGCAGAAUGCAAAGAUGCAUAAAUAGAAUUAGGAAGUUUCUUUCCUAAUAUCCAGUUCAGUUACUAAAAGGAGGAUGAGCUGUCAAAUGAACUAAAAUUGAUUUGGCAUGUGCACUUCGUUAUGGUGAAAUUUUAAGUUUUGGAACCUCUUCAUGAUAAAUCUUUCCAGAUGUAUGUGUGUUGAAAUUCCAACACAUCUGAGAAGCAAGAUAUCAAGGAGAAGGGCCUCCCAUGAGAUUUCUUAUGUUGCUCAAGGAAUGCAGAGUUGUUUACCUGUCUCAUUUACAUCCUUGGAGAUUUCAUAUCUAAAUAAAUUCUCUUUUUAAAAAAGAUGUGUGUCAAAAUACAUGUUGCAAUCUGAAUUUGUAAUAUAACGCCAUUACACUGUGCUAGACAGGCAAGUGGCCCAACUUUCUAUAGAGAUGCUGCUGCUGCUGUUUCCCUGCCCCCCUCUGUGUGUUUGUGUGUGUGUGUGUACGCACACAAAAGGAAGUUUCUUUUGAGACCUUUCCCUGCAAUUUCCCUUACCCUGCUUGUAACAGGCUACAUGCGAUAUAGUGCUCCUAGACAUUCUCAGUAAUGCAAUGCACUCUGCCAUAAAGUUAUCCCAUAGCUUGUAUACUGGCAUGAAUAUAUUCAACACUCUUUGCCUUGCCUACAUUCUUUUCAAUCCUGUUAUACCACUGAACUCUUCAUACCUUUUCACUGAAUUGGUGUCUUCUGCAAUCAGUGUUGCGUAAUGUCAAAACAUUUCAUUUUAAACAAGCACCUUGUUAUUAUUCCGGCAUGUAUCGUGGAAAAAAUAAUAAUAAUAUAGCCUGUGAAAUGAAUUAUUGGUGUACAUCUAUCUUCACUGUCUCAUUUUUCCUUUUGUAAAUUUUUAGUGCCUGUUAAUAACUUCUAGUGAUAGCUGCGUAUAGGAGACUUGAUUUUAUUUGUCAUUUAACAUACAGGCCUGAUACCCAGAUGCCUUGUUUUUCCUUCUCUCUUUCUGCUACCUCCCUCACUGUCAUAGGCAUUUAGGAAGCUGCCUUAUACAGAAUUCAACUGACAGUCCAUCUAAUUCAGUAUUGUCUACACAGUGGCUGGCAGUAUCUCACCAGGAUUUUAGGCAGUGUAUUGAGCAGAUUAAUAUUAAGCAGGCAGCAAGUAGGGCUGAAGGCUUUCUUUUGUACUAACCCACAAUACCUAACUUGGUGCAUACAUGUAGCUGUUUUCUUGCCUUCUCUUUGCAAACUAUGCCUGUGAUGCAUGCAUUGCCAUAAAAAGUGAUUAUUAUCAAGUUCUGUGGUGCCUUGGGCAGAUUAGUUAACAUAUCAGCCUCACUGUCUCUGAAGUGCUUGUCAGUGUGGGAACAUCUUGAAUGACUCCCCACCCCUCAGCUGGUGACGUUUUCCUGGCAACUUCCCUUUGACAAAAGAUAGAUAUGUGUCCAUAAGAUUUUUCUGACAACAAAAGUACAGUAUCUUGGGCUCUUGGCAGCUUUCUAACAAAUCUAUAGUAUGCAAGUUAGCAAAAACCCUCAGCUACAAAUGCUAACUAGCGUUUCUACAGCAUAGCAUUCAGUCUCACCUUUAAAAUAUUUCCUACUUCUUGAACCAUUAAUGUAAUGCUAAAGCAAACAAUGGCUUAGCACAAAUGCACAUGAUUUUAGUGUUAACCAUGACCCACAGGGUUUUGAUUUCCAGAAACCUUUUUCUCUUAAUUUAGAUUUUAGCCGUAUCGUUAAUACUCCCCCCCCACUCCCCCGGUCAUUAAAAAAGAAGCAAAUUUAAAACCAUUUCCUUAAGGAAAGGUUUCCGCAUCAGCAGUUUUUUAUGAUUAUCCAUCUUCAUGUAAACAGCCUAAAGGAAAGGUAUAAUAACUGUGUGUUGCAGAACAGGGGACAAAAAACUUAAUAGCUUGAAAAUCUAACAUUUCAAGCAACUUCAUGCUAAAACUACAGUGAAUAGUAGGGUAUGGUUCAGUUUUUGGUUUUCUCCCUUUUUGAAAGGAAGCUCUUAAAUUAUUACUCAUACAUUGGGUCUCAAGUGUUAUUUGACUUUAUUCUGCAGUUGCAGGCUAUGUUUUUUGUGCUCAAUCUGGUUGAGGUGUCUCCUUAUGGUCAAGGUUCUGAUAGCACUCUUUAGUAGUAUAUUUGGGGUUUUUAUUGAUAUAUUUUGUUUUAAUUGUUGUGCAAAAUGUAUACCAUGCAGCUCUAAAGCAUUUGAUUUAAAAAAACAAAACCAGAAUUUUAAAUGUUGAGUUUCAGCUUCAUAUUGCCCAUCUCUUGCUUCUGCGUUAAUAUAACUAAGCUUCACCUAUCCUAUUUGUGUCAUUAAAAAAACAAGUUUCACCCUGAUAAGUGCUUUUUUUCAGGGGGUACUUAUGGGUACAAAGUACUGGCACCUCUUUUUAUUGUUGUUAAAAAGUGUGGCACUUACUGUAACAACUUCAUGGUGAGUACUGGCACCUAUUUUUCUAGAAAAAAAGCGCUGACCCGAAGUAACACUUCUUGAGCAUACACACCAUGUCCAGUAAAAGAAAAAGCACAAAGCUCCACAUUUUUCUUCAUUAACUCGAGCAUUAGAAAGAGGGACCAGGGGUCAGGACAAUUUUUCAGCAGGUGUUUGGUCCACUGUCCCUCAUAUCUUGUCGAGGGCUGGACUUUUUUUGGGGGGGCGGUGUGUGAAUGAAUUCCUAUGUACCACAAAUAACCCAGAGAUGCAUUUUAAAUAAAAGCACACAUUCUACUCAUGUAAAAACACCAGGCAGGCCCCAGGAAUGCAUUUUAAAUAAAGCACACAUUCUACUCAUGUAAAAACAUGCUGAUUCCCGGACUGUCCACAGGCCAGAUUUAGAAGGCGAUUGGGCCGGAUCUGGCCUCCGGGCCUUAGUUUGCCUACCCAUGGACUAGCUGAUACCUAAGUUUGAGACUAUUGCGGAAUUGGAUUCUGUGAUGCAGGGCAAAUGUAGAGUAUACCUGGGCGAUAUAUCAGUAUAUCGCCCAGGACCAGAAUGAGGAGCAGACCGCAAUGUCUAUUUCACUCAGCAGUAUAUCAUUGGUGAAACUGCCACCGCUUCUGAGUCCCUCUGCUAGCAGUGUUCUUCUUCACACAAAUAACAUGUAAUAGAGGGGGCUACACUCCUAGUAUAUUUUCAUAUGUUAUUGAGUAGAAGACGACUUUCUAGUUGCUCUCUCUAAUUAUGAGCUUCUUUUCCUAAAAGGUAAAACAAGGUCAUUGUCUUGGAACUGUGGUAAAUUAGUAGCGGAAAAGAUUGAACAGCACAUAAUGCCAAACAUUUUGACAAGCAAUUAAAUAAUAUUACUUUGUACAACUGGAGCAGCAGGGGAGGAAUAGUAAGGAAGCAAAUUUGUGCUGUUGAUGGAGACAUCAGGCACUAAGAAUUAAAGUAGCAUGUCUGUAACCUUUCAAGUAGGGAAGAACUAUUCUUGAGGAAAUGACCAAAAGACUUUAUGGUGCAUAUUGUAUGACACUACAAUUGCCAACAUUACUGGUGUUCAACCUUUGGCACAGGACUUUGUGGCACACCUGGAUCCAAAUAGUUCUGUCCUCUAACUCACUAGGGCACCAUAUUAAGGCAUGAAGGUCUGCAUGUGUACAACUUUAGAAUAAUGCUGUCUCAUAUUUGGACUUGAUUUGUAGUACACUUGAUUUGUAGUACACCACAAUAAUUUGUAGUGCAAAACAUGUGCAAUUAUUAAUUAUAGCAAGUGUGGCUAAUCUGUGGUUGUCCAGAUGUUUUUGGACUAUAGCUCCCAUUUACCCUGAUCUUUGGCUAUACUUACUGGGUUUGGUGAAACUUGGAGACAUACAGUUACAAUCGUGACUAGAGAUUGUAAAAGCUGGAAUUUAAAUUAGGAGCUGCCACUGUUGCUGUGGGUAAAACCUCAGUGCCUAGGGCUUGCCGAUCGCAUGGUCGGCAGUUCGAAUCCCCGUGGCGGGGUGAGCUCCCGUCUUUCAGUCCAGGCUCCUGCCCACCUAGCAGUUCAAAAGCACCCUUAAGUGCAAGUAGAUAAAUAGGUACCGCUUUAUAGCGGGAAGGUAAACGGCGUUUCCGUGUGCUGCGCUGGUGCUGGCUCGCCAGAGCAGCUUCGUCACACUGGCCACGUGACCCGUAAGUGUCUCCGGACAGCGCUGGCCCCUGACCUCUUAAGUGAGAUGGGCGCACAACCCUAGAGUCGGACACGACUGGCCCGUAUGGGCAGGGGUACCUUUACCUUUUCCUUACUGUUGUAUAGUAGCUAAGAGCUAACCUUGUUGGAGAAUUGUAUCUCUGUGCCACAAGUAACUAACUACCAUUUUAUAAUUUUCUGCGAUAAAUACCUACUCUGACAUUUUGUGUGCUUCAGGAAGAGAACAUUGGUUUGCCAAGAAAGAAGAAUCCCUCCAGGCUCCAGCUGUUUCAUCUGUUUUUUGCUCUUUUAAAUUUAAUGACACUUUUGAAUCUGGUUUAAUUGCUGCUUUGGAAGCAAAACUCCCUUAUACCUCCCAGCUCCCCUAGUGUUUCUAACCUCAGGCUAGCCUUAUAUCUCAAACCUGAACAUGCUUAUCUCAGGAUUGAACAACAACAACAAAAACUCUAAAAUUGAGCUGAAUAUAUUGCCCAGGAGUUGUUGCAUUUAAAUAUAAUUAUGAUAUGGCAUCACCUCAUGUUGUCUAAUGAGUGUAAGCACAGCUGAGGAUUCUUUGUGUAAAAUAAAAACAAUCCCAGAAUCUGAAAACACAGAGAUGCGGAAACCUAUUUCAGUAGCUUGGAUUGAAGUAAAAUAGGAAGAUGAAGAAGAGAGCUGUGGCAUGGAUGAAGGGAAGGAGACAGAAUGCUCACUUCCUGACUAUAUGAAGGUUACUUUCUGAUUUAUGAUCUUCACUUUGUUAUACAUGCAGUUUCGUUCUUUUUCCAAACGGAUGGUGGCAAAGUACAGGGGGGAAAGGAGAGGGUUGAGCUUUGCAAGCAAGAAGUCUCAGAUUAAAUCAUUGAUGUCUCCAAGUAGGGCUGGGAAAGACCUCCACAAAACCCCCAGAGAACUGCUGCCAAUCAUUAUUGACAAAAUUGAGCUGGAUGGACCAAUGAUCCGUAUUGGUACAAGACAACUACCUGUGUUCUGUGGGUUAUUUUACUCUCUCCAUCCACCCUGAAAGAGAGUGAUUAGGCCAAGUCACAGGAGUGAGCUUUAUUAUUGAAGGGUGUGUGGGAGGACAUGUGAACAAUUGUUUCCCUCGUCCAGCUCAAGAGACACUGUCUGCUACACCAGGGGCGGGCAUAUCCCAGGCUUGUGAAAGAGACUCCUGCCCCAUGAUCCUGAGGGAACCAGAGCCUCAUGGAAAAACCAUUCAGUUAGAAGGAAGAAUUAUGAAUUCAUGGGUUUGUUUUGAGUACUAACUGAGCUCACAGUCCUUCCACACAAAAGCCCGUUCCUGGGCACGUGUGUUUGUCAUCUUGUUGCUGAUUGCCCAGAGAUCUACUGGUAGAUCCAAAUAUAAUAAAUUAAUUUCCAGCUCUUAGGUCUUCCCACACCUGUGCUAUAGUACAGACCACCAUUGCUCAACCUUUUCCACAGCUGUGAGAGAACAUGUUUUGUCUUCUUUUUUAAAAAAAAUAAAAAAUAAAAGCUGACAUUUCUCAGAAUGGCAAAUUCUGUAGACUUUGGAUAAGAAAGAAGGAGAAAGUACUACUUUACUCAGUAGAUAAUUAAUUUAUGGAAGUCACUAAUCUGGAUGAUGAUAGCUUUAAAAGGCUUUAAAGGGGGAGGGGAAUCAUGGAGGGAUGGGUAUCUAAUUGGCUAUUGAUCAUGAUGGUUAUGUGAAAUCUCCAUAUAAAGAAGGCACAUACCACAAAAUACCAGUUUACCACAAAACAUGUUUCAAGCCCUCCUCCUUGGCUUCCCUGAAGCAUCUGAUUGGCUUCUGUGGGAAGUAGGUUUCUGGGUUAGGUAGUUUGAUCCAGCAGGGCUCUUAAGUUGUUUUAAUCUGUGUGCAGUGACAUCUUCCAAUUCAUUACUCCUGCUCUUGUAAUGAGAAGUCCUGAUUAUAAUUUGAAGAACGUGACUAAAGUGUUUGGCCAAUGCUGACAUGUCUUGCCUUGGUGGCUGCAUUGCAUUACUUGAACAUUCUCUCUUGUGCCUGGCAUGUGUUUCCAUAGGCAGAUGAUCAUAAAAGCACUGUAAUUUUCUGAGAGUAUUAUGAAUCGAAUCUAUAUCUAUAUUCCUUUUAGGGAACGUGGUUAUGUUUAAAUUCACAAACACAGCACAACAGGGGUGAGGAACUUGUGGUCCUCCAAAUGUUAUUGGAUUCCAAGUACUAUCCAUCCCAGCCCAGUACGGCCAGUGGUCAGAGACUUCUUAAGGACCAUUGGUUCCCCACUAUGGUACUAGAGAGAAUGUUGGUUUUGCCCUUUACAUUUGAAAACACCCAAAUGCCAUGUGUUUAGUUGAUGGAAACAAGCCAGUGUUCAAAACUUUCAUUGUUUUUGGCGCAUUUUGCGACAGGGAAUUUCAUUAGCUUGAGCAGUUUCUGGGCGCAGUAGUGCACCUAAGAUUUCUGAUUAAAGCUGCAGAGUGGAAGGAAAGGAUGACCUUUUUCUGCCUCCCCACUUCCAGCUACUCUCUGAAGACUGGAAAAGAGACCCUCUUAAGAAUAUUAUGGGCGUGGGCAGGGGAAGGACUAGACCAUGUGAAAAAUGGACAUAAUAUUUUAGCUGCAGUUCAUUCAUUUUCAGCUUUGUAUUCUUGUUAUAAAAAAGGUGCGCCUAGACAUUCCAUUGUUGCGCCCACAACCUAGGUGUAUGGUGCCAUUUAGCGCCUAGCUUCAGUUUCUCAGUUUCUAACACCGAAACAAGCAAAGAGCUCUGGCACAGACACCAAAAUAGAGCAACAGCUGCAGAGAAUGCUGCAUGGAAACAUGUCUUGGAGAUUAUAGAUUUGUUCUAAUGUCGUUUAUCUGGAAGGCUGUGAAUGUGGGAAUUAAAAUGUGACACAUAGAUACCGGAAAAGCUACAUGCGGAGUGUCAGGGCAGAGAAAGAUUAACAGGGAUGUUUGUUUUCAGAUGUACCGUACAGAAGGGAUGUGGAAAGAAGAAUGCUAAGGUGUUUUGGCAGGUGCUCUCUAUAUAUGUUUUCACAUCUCUGACUGGAAUUUUCUCUAUUCGCCAACCUACUCCAUGGAACUGCAUUGCAUUCUUUCUUCUUUACCUCUCCACUCCUAAAUAAAUAUCAGCCACUGCUCUCUGUGUGGGUUAGCUGGCGUUUGUGGAUGCUAAAUUCAGUCAUUUUGCACUAUGUGCUAGAGUUUGGGUAGGUUUUAUCAUUCGCUGUGGGACUGAGGAUGUGUUGGAUUUUAAAUCCAUUGCUUCUUUUGCGUGGCUGAAAUAUUUUGCCUGAGUUGAACUUUAGGAAUGUGUGGAAUUUUGGGGUGGGACUCGGAAGUUACUGGUUAAAAGGUGGCUUCAUUAUUUAUUUCUUCCUUAUGCAAGCACUUGGCUGUCAUUUUCACCCUCAUUAGCACAGCGUAAAACAGCAUUUUCUCCUCAUGAAGCAUGAUGAGUAAAAAUAUUUGCCACAUCUUCCGUUUGACAUUUUUCAUGAUGUCUAGUCCUACCUCUACAACAGAAUGGCAUCCUAAUCUUAAACCACACCUAACAAGAUGCUAGGUAAUAAUAAAGUAGGGAGCCUGAAAGAGAUAGAGUCCUCCUCCCUAUGAUAUUUCAAUUCCUUGCCCUGACUUUUCAUCUCUUAUUUGAAAAUAUUACACUAGUGAAGCGCUCCCUCCCCAUUUUUAAAAAGAUAUUUAUUUAUUUUUGCCUACUCCAAUCAGCUACAGCAAGAAAAUCUUCAGCAGUGCUCACAAACAUUUCUCUUCUACCUCAUGUCCGUGCACAAUUAUGGUUUUUCCCCCAUUAUUAAAACCUCAGAAAACCAGGGUGGGCGAAGAGACAGCCCCCCCCAACCCUUCACAAUUUUACUGGCUGUUCAAAAUCUGUAAAAGAAAGAUACUGAGUUUAUAAGUUUGACAGUUUCUAAUAAAUAUCACCACACAGAAAAUUAAUAUAGAUUUAGGAACUGAUAUUCAAACCUUAAACUUCAGUUGGCCCGGGGGGUGGGGAAUGGAAUUGGGGCAGUUAAGCAAUUAAUUAUGUGGCUGAUAUUAUUAGCACAACUUGUUUUCUUAGAUGUAGGCCCUUUCAAAGCACACAUAAAUGAAAUAUAGGAUUCUUGCUGGAGGUGAACCCAGUCUGUGGCAUUGCUCACUCUGUAGUCUUUUGAUUGUGCAGCCUGAGUCCAGCCUCCCAAUUUUACACUGCAAAUAGGGCUACCCCGAUUUUCCAAUCAUAUAUCUGCCAGGGAGGGAACAAUUCAGAAUAUUUGGAAAGUUAUGUCUCUCCUCCACUGGAGCAGAAGAACCCCACUCAUCUGCUUUUCAACAACUGUCUAGCAAAAAUAUAUUCCUAAUCUCUGCGGGUAAAUCUGAAUGGUCAAUUGCAUUUGUCUCUUCCUCAUCCAUUCACAUGAUUUAUCAUCCCUUGAUACUGUCAGCAACAAUAUAACAGAAGGGCUUCUUUGAGGUUGGUAGAUUAUCUGAAUUCAGCAGAUAUAGUCAAUACUGGCAUCAAACAGCAAAUAUAAUUUUGAGAUUUCAAAAUGUCGCCCCAUUUUGUUGCAGGGAGUUUCACCUAUACAUAAGGCAUGCUAGUUCUCAUAUUUUUGUUUUAAAGAUUUCUGUUGCAUAUUGGCUCAAUUUUUUGCAUCAUGUUUAAACCACGGGUUAGCAAAACAUGCACAAACAGCAAGGACUGGCAGUGAGCCCUGGACUUGUGUGCUCUUCCCCUCUCUGGGUGGAGAACUUCAACAACUUCUCAUUUUGCUUUCUCAGAAACGUCGUCUUCUCUUGGCCAGGGAUCAUGUUAUGACGUGAUUUGAAGUUGGCUUGUUUUGAAACUGACUGCAGUUGGUUAAAACAAGUAAACCUCUUUUCUCAGCACAACAAACAAAGAGGAAUUAUGUUGCUUUUAAGCACUGGUGCCCAAUGGAGUGGGGUUCACAAUUGUGAGAUUAUUUCAAGUAUUGUAACUAUCAUUUAGAAAAUUGAAGUUUUAAAAUUACCAACACUUAGAGAGAGAAAGAGAGAAGUCUCUGGGUGGUACAGUGGUACCUUGGGUUACAGACACUUCAGGCUCCAGACUCUGCUAACCCAGAAAUAGUACCUUGGGUUAAGAACUUUGCUUCAGGAUGAGAACAGAACAAAUUAAGUUCUUAACCCGAGGUACCACUGUAUUCACCUGAGUUGGGCUCAGAACAGACUUAUUUAAAUUAAGGUUUCUAACUUUGUCAUGUUCAUUAAUCUACUCUUGAGUAAAACUUAGCUGAAUAUCCUCCUUUGUCAUCCCUGCAUGACAGAUUUGUCAUAUGGUUUCUGAAAUUUGCUAACAGGCACAGACAUCGAUUAACAAAUUUGGACUAGUUUGUUAAACUAACAGGUGGUUUCAGUUGCCACUGAUCCUUCUCUGAGUUUCUGUGGCAAAAACAAAGUGUGCAAGGGGAAAGCAAAGAGUCAUAUUUAUGCUGCACAUCAUAGUAUGCAAGUAAUGUGAUCAGAUGACAAAAGCAGGUUGGGUUAUUCAUAAGUACCACAGGGAGGUGUCUUCAGAGGCAAAGCAACAUUAAUGUACAGAUAUGAUACCUAUUCCAUGAACUUAUUGUAAUACAUUUAAAGGGCCAAGCUAGUAAUGUCCAAAAAACACCAAUUAAGGAUGCUAAUUUGAACUGAUGAGAAGGGAGUUAAUCCUUCCACCCUGUGCAAUUCAGUUUCCUAGGCUGUCAUCUGACCAAAUUGCUUUGGGGACUUGCCAUAUGGAUAAAGUUCAGUUUCUUCCCAUCCCCACCCCCAAUAAGAUGGCCUCAUCAUAAUUUUUGUUUGUUUGUUGCUUCUGCAAAUGCUGCUGGUACCUGCCUUGUCUGGUGCUGUUUGCACAUCAAGAUCAAAGGCUCAGAGAAAGGAUUCCUUAUUACAGUGGUACCUCGGUUUAAGAACAGCCCUGUUUACGAACUCCCAAAACCGGAAGUAGUGUCCUGGUUUGUGAACUUUACCUCAGUCUAAGAACGGAAGCUGAGCGGUGGAAAGACACCAGCGGUGGGAGGCCUCAUUAGGGAAAGCGUGCCUCAGUGUAAGAACGGUUUCAGUUUAAGAGCAGACUUCUGGAACGGAUUAUGUUCAUAAACCGAGGUACCACUCAUGGUAUUUUUCUGAAACCGAUGCAGAACUGCAGAAAGUGCCCCCUCUAGUGAUCAAUGAAUAUCACAUUAGCAAGCAGUGCCUUUUACAUAAACUCUGGAAAAGAAGGUUUCGUGAUUUUUUUUUUUAUCUAACAGGUAUUUGGGGAUAUUCUGUUUGAACUUGCUGAUCAAUGAAAUCAUUAAUCAGGUGGCCUUACUUCACCACAUGACUCCAUCCUUAUGAUUGCAUUGUCUAGAAACUGAAUCUGACACUGACAACAGGGAGUUGCUGUAACUAUUUCUUACUGACAUUCCAAGACACAAGGUAGCGUAGUCACAGUAAUGAAUUCCACCAGGCCACCAGGCCUUUGGUCAGGGCCCAGCCUGACUCCCUCCUCUGGCAACCUGCACAGAACUUUGCUUAACGGUUGCCAUUAAUUUGAUUUUAAUUAAUUUUUAUAAUGAAAUGUUUUAGAAUGUUGGAUUAUUUGAUUGUUUGAUUAUUUGUUUGUUGUUAGCCGCCCUGAGCCUGGCUUUGGCUGGGGAGGGCGGGAUAUAAAUAAAAUUUAUUAUUAUUAUUAUUAUUAUUAUUAUUAUUAUUAUUAUUACAAUGCAACUUAGAAGUUACACAGUCUAGUUUAAAUCUUUCUGUGUAUGCCUUGCAUGAACUGAUGUAAAAGAUUUAUUUUAUCUUUAAGCAACCAAGUAGUGGGCUGAUUUCUUUGUACACAUGGAAAAUGGAAUACAGACAUAACUGCAGUCUUGAUGUUUCACCCCCAGUGGGGAAGUUUCCCUCAUUUCACAGUUCAACCGAAAAGUCUUUUGGCAGCUAAAAUGUAAACAAUUGUGUAAUAAUUAUUUCCUUCUUACAACAGCUCUGAGACAUCAAACACUUAAUUCUAUGCAUCAGUUCACAUUUUGAUGCCUUCAGCAGUUUAUAAAUAUAUAGAUGGCUUUUCCAGAGAAGCAAUCAAGCUUUUUGUCAAAAGAUUUCUGAUUACCAAAAGAAUUUUACAGUUCGACUUUGCUGGCUGUUUAAUUUUCAACCAUCUUUGUAUUUGAACUUCUCGGCAUUGGCUUGAAUCCAAAGAACACAUGGGCUAGUUUGCCACUCACAAGGAAGCCUUUUGACUUGUGUGCCUCAGAGAGCAGGCCCCAAGCUACUCCGCAAACUGAAAAAUAGUUUGUGAUAUGUAACAGGGAGGCUGCUAAUAAAAGUCAAAAAUCCAAGUUGUUGGAUGGCAUCAAAAGUGGCUCUUUACCUUUUGUCAAGGUAAAAUUUAGUAUUAAUUUUAUUAAAAUUAUAUAAAUUUAUUGAAAGUAUAUUUAGGUAUCAGCCACAAUUUCUGCUUCAUUUUAAAAAUGAGAAUGUCAAAUUUGGUAUAUGAUACAUUGCUAAAGCUUUAGAACUAUAUUAAGAAACUUAUAGAUAAAAAUAAGAAUAUGAAGCACUUCCAGGUGUGUUUGUUUAUUUUAAUUGGCUUCACUGUGGGAAUAAAGUCUGUGUUGUGCUUUUCCGAUUGUUCUGUCAGCGCAAGCUUUUUGAUUUGCCAGGUCAAAUGAUCUCUCCUCUUACUCCUCCCCACCCCCCAAUCUUGCUAUUCUGGAAGGCUUCUCCUGAACCUCUCCCUGAGCCAAUUUGUGGGAGGUGCAGGGCAGAGAAGAGGGAGGGAAAUCUCUGUUGCACAAGCAGAAGUCCUUGCACAGGGCUUUUGCUGAUGGGUAUUAUUAGUUGAAUCCCAUCUGUGUAGUUUCGGCCCAUCUCACGACAGAUUCAUAAGUUGAGCGAGGCUUGCUACGCACCUGAGAUACAUUGGGGCAGCAACUAAGCAUCAGAGAAGAUAAUCCAAGUCAUUCCUAAAGAACACUUUCUUUCAUCCUGAUUUUAGGGUAUGGUUUCUGAACAUGACAAUUUAUUGAACUUCUGAAGAACGGUGAAAAGCUCCUCUGUGCCUUUGGGAAAGAGUCUUUUCUCAUUUCUUGCCCAAAUCAGGCACUGUUAAAUCAGCCUAAAAUAUAUUGCUUCUGCUCAAUAUGAAGAUCCAAUUACUUGUGUGUUAGUAAAACCUAACCUUGUGUUUAAACCGCUGAUGAUGUCUAGCUGUUACAAGUGUUCUGGGAAGAAGCUUUCAGAAUUGUACACUUCAAGCAGUUUAUAUUCUCUCCUAAUACAUGCAAACAUGCAGGACCCUGAUUUCUUGCAGGCAUGUCCUACCCACUGAAUAAUGAAUAUGAUCACCCCUACUGAUUGAUUUCAAUCUUGAGCAUGUUUUCAUUUUUCUUUAUUAAUUCAUUUAGAAGAUAAUCACAAAUAUGGAGUUACGCUUGGCUGUUCACUGCUGGCUAUCUACUUCCAGAAAUAGAUAUCCAGCAAUAUAGUUUUGUAUAAAUUAUUCUUGAUAAAUAGAAAGCAAUACAACUGACGAAGAUAGCUAUCUGUUAAAUGGAACAAAGUAAUCUGAUAACCAUAUCAGAAGGACAAAAUGUCUAGUGAGAUUGCAAUCUUCAGUUCCUACUCAGCUGCACCAGCAAAUACAUUUUUUUUAAUAACCCGAUACCAAUCUGAAGCCUGCUUCUAAUAUGCAUAAACUUUUUUGUUCUACCAAAUAAUUAGUAUAGACCUAAUCCCUCUUAUCUGAUUGAUGUUGGAGCAGUAAAAUGGUGAUUACUCAGUGCCUUAUUACUGACCUGCAUUUAAAUUGCUUUGAUAAGCAUACUUUGAUCAAAGAAUAAAGACUUGGGAUUUUGAGUGUAUUUAAAAACUAGCAUACUUUAAGGUAUGACUAUUAUUUUAGUAUGCUACUGGUACUCAUAUAGAGUUGUUCUAAAAAUAAUAAUUAAAAUUGAUUUGCAUGUCAAGAUGUUCAUGUGCUGCUUUGAAACAUAACAUAUGAAAACAAAAAGCACAGUAAGUCAAUUGCCGUAUUUUAGUUGCUAUUAUAUGCACGGGGAAAAUAUUUGUAUAUUGAGAAAACGAGUCCGUAACAGGAUUACAGUGACAGUCCGGCAACAUUAAAUAAUCAAGCUGUUUCAUAUCAGUACUAAAAGCAUAGCGAUUCAAACAGUCCAGCAAUUUAACGGCAUUUAGUAGGAUAGAUAAUAAAGGAUUUAAUCAAGUACUAAUCCAGCCUACAGACAAAUUAAAUUGGUGCAUAAUAUUUUAGAUUCAGUGAGGAAAGUGUAUGUAAAUCAAAUUACACCCAAGUGCUCUUCUGGAGCAUAAUAUGUCAAUAGACCAGGUCACUAUCAUAUUGUUUUGUUUUAUGUUUAUUAAGCAAAUGGCUUGUAAAGGGUUCUUCAAAAUAUACAUGAUUUUCCUGGAGAAAACAGAUCAUGAUUAUUGAGUCAUAAUGAAGUAGACUCAGUUUUCUGCACUGCCUUUCCUCAUUUAUUUAUACAAGGCAGCUUAAAAAAACAACAGCUUCAUGCAGAAAAGGUCAAGCAAUGGGCAGUAUCCAUCAAAGUAGUUCCAUUAGCAAAAAGAUUUCUAGCUGUGCAACAGAACAAUCCCCUCUUUCCUCUCCCUGCAUGCCCCCUAAAUGCAUUCUGGGGUUCCCGCCAACCCUCUGGAGCAGAUUUAGAGAAGGCCUGGGAGACCCAUGGGGAGAGGAGAGAGAAUGCAAACUCCUUUACACAAAUGGAAAUCCUUGCAAUAACAGAAUUACUCAUUGGAAACCAACCAAUAAAAGCCAGCCACAAAUGUUUUAUUUUUUUCUUUUAAAAAAACUGCACCGUAAAUCAGAAUUAAAAAUCAGACUACAUAGCCAGGGAGACAUGCAACAAAUCCAGCCUCUAAAGGAGGGAUGUGGGAACCUCAGGCCCGUGUAUAUCUCAAGGUCAAAGAUGAACUGCAUUAGCCAACAAUUGCAAAAUAAAACAUCACAUGGGACAAGACCAUUCAAAAUUAUUUUGAAGAAACUGCAGCAGUAUAUUCAUUAUAUUGUCAUUAAAAAUGUGAUCCUUUAAUCUUAUCUGUAAGUGCUGUAUAUACUACUUGUCUUAAGACAUUAAAAGGUUUAUACUCCUUUUUGACAAUGCCAUUUUAAAUCUUCCCUGUGAGAAAUGAAACAACAAAAAAUAAAAAUAAAAAUGCAUGCACCACAUACACACCUUUUCCAUGAAUAUACAUUUCAGUAUAAGUGUUGAAAGCAAGAUUUACUUAUUUGAAAAGCUGUUUGUUGCUGAAGAAACAAAAGGAAGCAUUCUAAAUAUCCUGUUGCAUGUGCAAAAAUACUCGUGAACAGUCUCAAACCUCUUUGGAUCCAGUCAUGGUAAAUGCAUCAGGUUCUUGGGGCCUUCUCUGAUGCAUCAGAGCAGUAUGAGCAAACUGGAUUUUGUACUUGCAAUGCACCCACAAACUCAAGUUUAGUGCAGGUAGUGUGGUACCUUGGCUGUGGGUGAUGGGGGUUAUAGUCCAAAACAUCAGGAGGGCACCAGGUUGAAGAAGUCUGUGCUGGAAGUAGGAUUAGGCUUUUUGUAGGAAAAUAACCACACUGUUUGCUGUUCAGCGGCCAGGACUCUGGUUACAGUGGUGCCUCGCAAGACGAAAAGAAUCCGUUCUGGGAGUCUCUUCGUCUAGCGGUUUUUUCGUCUUGCGAAGCAAGCCCAUUGAUGGGAUUAGCGGAUUAGCGCUAUUAGCGCUAUUAGCGGCUGUAUGCGGCGUUUAGCAGCUUAUCAGCUGAUCGGAUCAGCAGAUAUGCGGCUGAGCGACUUAGAAAAAGAGGAAGGAAAAAAAAACCCAGGAACUCGCAAGACAUUUUCGUCUUGCGAAGCAAGCCCAUAGCAGAUUCGUUUUGCGAGGCACCUCCAAAACGGAAAACUCUUUCGUCUAGCGAGUUUUCCGUCUUGCGAGGCAUUCGUCUUGCGGGGCACCACUGUACUUUAUUUUGCAGUUGCCUAAAAUAGGUUGAGGUCAUUCUUGCAACAGGGGUGUGAGGAACAGGAAUCUAGGUUUAAAUAUGUUGAGGCACGCUUGUCAUGAUUUAUUGGAAACUGUCAGGUCUGUAAACAAGCCUGUUUGCAGUUAUAGAAACCCUUCUGUAUGCUUAAACAUGGAUUUCUUUGUGUUAUGUGUACAGUGACGAACAAGAAACCUGCACAGGCGUCUAUUACAAAAGUCAAACAGUUUGGAGGUUCCACAUCUUUUGUCCGAAGGUCGCAGUGGACGCUUGAACAACUUCGCCAGGUUAACGGAAUAGACCCUCAUAAGGUGAGUAGUGACUCGUUCCCACUUAGUGAUAUUCUGCUUGUGUGAUGCUUCAUAUCUUUUAUUCUUCCUGUUUUUCAAAAGAAAAACUCACCCAUUUGAUUUUUUUUUAAAAAAAGAAAACCAUGUCUUGUCUUGGAUUCUUUUUAAGUGCAGCCCUUUAGGACCUUAGGUAUAGAUUCCAAAUGCUUCGAUUUCCUUCGUAAACCUCUCUAGAUUUCACCACUUUUCUAUCUGUUCACCUUUGCUAUUUUAGGAAAAAGAAGUGUUUGGAAUCCCAGUGUGUGUGAAUGAACUUAUCCUUACCUUGUAGGCUUUCAUGUUCUCUGCUGCUGCUAACUUCCUCUUGUAAUAAUCUGAACCAUUAUUUUGCCCCCGUGUUGCAUUGGGAAUUUAAUUAAUAUAUCCAGGCAAGAAAACUUGUCCUCUUAACUAAACAUAUAUCUUUAUGGUAAAUAAUGCUAGAAGCAGUCCAAAAUAAUUAAAAACUGUAGAUUUCAGCAAGGUGUACCAUUUUUAACCCUCAUUCAUCCUGCUGUCUCUUUUCUUUGUACAGUGGUACCUUGGUUUUACAACCAUAAUCAGUUCCGGAGGUCCGUUUGUAAACCAAAAAAGGUUGUAACCCAAGGCGCACUUUCACCAAUGGGGCCUCCAAAAAAAAAUUGUUUGUAAUCCAAAAAGAGGUUGCAAACCAGGACACGCACUUCCAGGUUUGACGUGUUUGUAAUCCAAAACGUAUGCAAACCAAGACGUAUGCAAACCAAGGUACCACUGUACAUGGGAGACAAAAUGAUGUCUGACCCCAUGCGUACUAGAGAGUGAUGAUCCUGCUGAUAGCAUGCUAGAGGCACAGAUAGAACCAUCUGCUUCAAAACAGCACUGGCCCAAUGUGGCACCUGAUGAUGGAUCACGCUACUGUAGCUUGACAAAUGGCCAUCUCAGAACCAGAUUGAUUCAGUGGCCUAGAUUGCAUGCAGCAUUCAACCACAGUUCAAAACAGGGAUAGUCAAUGUUGUACCCUCCAGGUGUUGUCAGAUUUCAGUCCCCAUCAUCCCUUGCCAUUGGCCAUGCUCCUGGGGCUGAUAGGAAUUGUACUCCAAUAACAUCUAGAAGGCACCACAUUGGGUACCUCUGAUUUAGAAUUAAUUGUUUUUCUUUCCUCCACGGCUGACCGUGCCAUGUGAGGGAAGGAGGAAAGAAACAACAAUUUUAUUUGCCUUGAUGUGUGAUCCUGGAAUCCUGGUUUGCUUCUGGCUAAAGUUUGUUCUUGGCUUUAGCAUUCAUGACUUGUUUGGAGAAAACAAACGACAAGUCAGGUUUACACUCUUAAGUCAGACUGGCUCAUUUCAUCCCCUGUACAGUAGUACCUUGGGUUAGAGACACUUCAGGUUACGUGUUUUCGGGUUGCGCACCGCGCCAAACCCAGAAGUACCAGAACGGGUUACUUCCGGGUUUUGGCACAUGUGCAGGAACGCCGAAUCAUGACCCGCGUGUGCGCAGAUGUGGCACUGCGAGUUGAGAACGUGCCUCCCGCACGGAUCACGUUCGCAAUCCAAGGUUCCACUGUACAUCACAAUCAAGAGCAGGGAAAGAGGAAAGCACUUGUGAGCAUUAUUUUUAUUCCAUACGAUUUAUAUACCAUUUGAUUGUUAAACUGUGGUUUAAUCAGGGGUUUGUUUGUUUUUUCAAAAUAUGGCUUAACUGUAGGUGUGAACUGGUGUUUGACUCUUCGUAUUAAAUGGGAGUGGAGUUAGCCAGGUUAAACAACCUCAUGACAUCUGUUGCUGAAUUUCCUUUAGCAAUUUUGCUGACUUUUGUAGUAGUUCUAGUCAUGAUAUUCUACAUUAUAAUAUGGAAUUGCAUACAUGACAUACAUUUGCAAAAGUUGCAAGAAGUUGGGCUAUAUAUAAUCAUUGUACAUCAUUUUCUUUAACAUUUUCUUUGUGUGUUUUUUUAAAAACAUCAUUUCUCCUGUAAUUCUAAUAUUAUUCCUCCUAGGAUUCCCCAGAAUUUGAUUUACUAUUUGAAAAUGCUUUUGACCAAUGGGUAGCAAGCACAGCCUCUGAAAAAUGUACAUUCUUUCAAAUUCUUCAUCAUACCUGUCAGCGGUACCUUACAGACAAAAAGCCAGAAUUUAUUAAUUGCCAGUCUAAAAUUAUUGGAGGUAAGUCUUUGUGUUUUGAUAUGAAUGGGUGGCUCAGCUCAUUUCAGAUUAUUAUACUAAUGAAUUCUUCUAAUGUGUUAUGUCUAAAAAUCUGCAGUGGCUGAGGCAAUCCGUCUGGGUUUCAGUGAUAGUUGUAAAUAUAGCCGUUUACAAAAUCUGAAAUUAUCAAAAUCUGAACCAAAUAAAAGCUUUUAUAAAUUGAUCUGAUGGGUCUUAAGCCUAGAUUUCCCAGAUUUCUAGCUACUUGUAUGUAGUACCUCUUGUUUCAAAACUGCAAUUUACCUUGGAAGAAAUAUUUCCUAUAUAAUUAUUUCUUUCCUGGCUUUAAUCUGUGGUGCUUUAGUGCAUGAGGAUACUGCCUCCAGUUCGUGUCUUACUUCUUCCCGAUAUUGAUUUAAAAGGCUGAAAAUUUAAUUCCUUUCUCUGCUGAUUUUGUUCUUUCCCAUUUAGCAAACAUUGAUUUUGCCAGUGUUUCUUAAGGAGCUAAAUUAGAAUAGGUGUUGUCGAACAAUAGCCACUUUCAUUUAUGCACUGCUUUAUUAUGCCAAAACAUCUUCGUUUAUGUACCAGCCUUAUUGAUGUCAGCAGAGCAUGCAAGUGCAGCCGUGCAUGUUGUUGCUUCAGAUAACAGAAAUCUGUGUGUUACUCUCCCAGGGUUUGUGAUAGAUGUGUUCCAAUAUCUUCUGGUUGUUUCCAAUGAAAUCCCUUGUAGUCAGAUUUGCUAGCUGUUAACUAAUUGAAUUGGCCAUUGAAGUCUUUAAAGCAGCUGGAGAAAAACAUGCCACCCAUAAACUUCUGCACCAAGUUUACUUCUUAUUAGCAUCUCCUGGUCGCCAAAGAGAAUCUGACAGCACAAUUGGAAACUGCUCCAGAGCUGCUUGUAAUUUAAGAUCAACUGAACUUCAGAGCCUCCAUAGUCGAACAUUUUGGAACUCGAACACCAAAAACCCAGAAGUAAAUGCCUCGACUUUUGAACGCGCCUCCAAAGUCGAACAGGAAACGCGGCUUCCAUUUUGAAGCUUCCGCUUUCAGUGUUCAGUUUUUGAACGUUUCAGAACUCGAAAAGACUUCGGGAACGGAUUACAUUCGAGAACCAAGGUACCACUGUAUUAUCAAUAGGAAAUGCUUCUUUAAAUCCAUGUGACCAGAAAAAUUAGGAAUAUUUGGUGGUGGUGGUACUACUACAUUUUUGUACACAAGGUCUCUGUUAAAGAACUUCUUAAUGCUUAUCUCUAGAAUUGUGGGAAGCAAAGGGAAAGGAUGGUUGGAUUGAAUUAUACUAAAUAAUUGGCUUCCUGGGUUUCACUUGAUGCCAACUAUCCAGGGCAAGUACUAGAUCCACCAAAGGUCCAGUGCCCUGCAUGCCUUCUUCCUUGCUCAAGUGAAAGGCCAUGGGCACAAAUACACGCUGGAGCUUCAAACACGAGGAAGUAGCAUUGGCAUCUACGUUGAGAAAUUAGCCUUUAGUGACAUCAUUCUGGAGCAGGAUCUUUUGUGCCUCCUCAUUUCCUCUUACAAUGCUUUUGGCAUGUAACAUAAUAUGAGCAACACAGUAACUGCAAUGCAUACUUCUUAAACAUUGUCUUUUGUUCUUUUCCAUAAUCUUACAUUAAAUUAAGUGGAGCGUUGAUAAAGAAAUGGGAGGAAAUAGUAAUAAAUGGGUGAUAAAUGGGGUGGUAGAAUGUAUAGGGAAGUUUUGGCUUGAUUUUUGUAUUUUGAUGUCAGAAAUUAUGUUGAAAGCUGAGGCACAGGGAUUUGCCCUUUAACUUGCACUGAGAAGACAGAAUUUAUUCAGCUUUUCUGCUCUCUAUAGUAUCCUCCUCUAGCACAUAGCUGAGUCCCUUAUCAUCCAGAGUUCCAGCUGCUUCCCUAGCCAGUAGGUGAUGUGAUGGACAGACCUGGGGGUCACCCUCCUGGAGACCCUGUAGCCAAUCAUGGCAGAGUGGUGAAACAACAAAUCAGGAAUGGGUAGAGAGUAAAAAGGUAGAAUUCGACAGUUUAAAGGGCCAAUGGUGCCUGGCUAGAGAAGAAGCUGGGAGAUUAGAGGUUUGUUAUGCAGGACACAUUGGUUUAACUCAGGAAAGGAAGAGAUCCUUGAAUGGGGCUAGAGAUUUUUUUUAGAAGGAAUUUGAUUUAUUGGAAAUAAGUAAAGUUCUUAAUUGCAUCUGUAUAACUAAGUACUGUACCUUUACUAGCAAAAUCACUAAGCUUUAUCCCUCAUAGAGUGAGUGCUUUACAGUUUUGUUCCCAUUAUGCCCUCAUCUUUAUUUUUUCCCCAGUUCAGGAAAUAAAUGGUCAUAGGACACCCACAACAAUAAGAGUCCUUGUUGCUGAAUUGUAGUAAUCAGUUCCACAGGCACAUAAUCUCUUAAUUCAGAUUUGUUUCUGAUAGGGAUUGUCUUAAAUUUAAGCGAUUCAGGCCCAGUAACAUAACCUCACUCCAUCCUUUACUAAGGGAGCUUGCCACAGUUAGCCUUCUUGGUUUUAGCAAUGUGCUCCUCAAAUUCUUUUUUAGUGUCCCUUAUUGUAUGCUUGCACAUAUUUUGCCUAGAAAUGGUGUGCAUGUGCAGAUAGAUUGUUUUUAAAUUAGGAAAUGAGAAGGCAGUCUUCUUAUUUAAUGAGCCAUUACCUGGUGUGUAGACCUUUGGAAACCAUCCCGGUGCACAUACUGAUUUAUUGAGUGGCCCUGGCAAAGCCACAGUUUGUCAGCCUCUAACUCACUAUCUGCAAUAGGGAUGUUAUGACUUAUGAUAUAAAGCACUUGACAAAUUGAAGUGCUAUAUAAGUCCCUAAAUAGAUAGACCAUUAAGUUGUGAGCAUUGCAGGCUCAGGAGGCCCUACCAAGACAUCUCUCAUGGCACCAACAAGAUAAGAUUUCACAGACUUUGCUUACAAUUUUUUGGUGCUCAAAAGCAACAUUUUCUGGUUUAGGACAUUUCUGUAGUAAAGCAGCUAUUUUCUUCCUUCUUUUGACUUGAGGCUUGGUGUUGAAGAAGGUGCAUCUCUGCUUGAAAUGCAGUAGCCUUUUAAAAGGUGACUUUUCCUCUGCAACAGAGCAUUGAUUAUUAAUUAAAACAGCAAAAUUGUUAUCUGCCCAUAUGGUUGCUUAGCUGUCAAAAAAAUUCAUCCUAGUUUUGAACUUUUCCUAAAAUGUUGGAAAUUGUUCUAAGGGAGUUGCUGCAAAAUAGAAAUUAAAACUUAUUUGAAGUAUGCCAAAUAAUGGUGCUAUCCUGUAGAUCCACUUAAGUAUUGAUUUCAGUGGGUCUAGACUGAGUACUGGAAGGACAGAUCGUGAAGCUGAGGCUCCAAUACUUUGGCCACCUCAUGAGAAGAGAAGACUCCCUGGAAAAGACCCUGAUGUUGGGAAAGAUGGAGGGCACAGGAAGAAGGGGACGACAGAGGAUGAGAUGGUUGGACAGUGUUCUCGAAGCUACAAACAUGAGUCUGACCAAACUGCGGGAGACAGUGGAAGACAGAAGUGCCUGGCGUGCUCUGGUCCAUGGGGUCACGAAGAGUCGGACACAUCUAAACAACAACAACAAAGACUGAGUAUGAUGUAGUUGGAUAUCUCUCAUCAUGCAUUCCUGACAUCAACAUUGUGGCUUCCCUCUUGCUGCUUACAUUUUAGAGCACUGUGAAACUGGAUAACAUUAGUGAUUAUUCCCAAGGUGGAUAUGGAUUGCUGUUAAAGCAAUACCUUUGCUGGUUGCUGUUCAAGAUUUUUUUCUCUAGGCACAUCUACCAUAUAAGUAGUUGGUGAGAAUACAGCAAGACAGGAAAGUUAUCAGCAAGGCCCACAUAUAUCACACCAGACUCUUAACUGAAGUACUGCUUUUUCAUUAUUUGCAGUAUUUCAUCCCAUAGUAGUUUCAGGUUACUUACUCCUAUCUGAGUACAUUCCUGCAAUCAUUUUUAACUCAGAAAUGAGCAAAUCAUUAAGCUUUUGCACAUCUCUGAAGAAGAAAAAAAUGCAGUUAUGGACUAUUAUAGUCAUGGUUAUUUAAGCUAAAUGCAUGAUACUAGUGUUGAUUACUUGAUUGUUAUUUUUGUACCCUUCUGGCUAACUUUAGGUCAAAUUGGUGUAAUCAAUCAUUUUACAUACUUCUAAGAAAGCUGAUAUCUGUGCUAUAUUCUUAGAAGCUGAUUUAUUGUGGAAGGAUGUUAUAGCUCAUUUGAGGGGACUGCCAUUAAAUCGUAGAUGGUAAGAAAGGUUCUCAUUCAACAAUAUUUUCGCCAGUAACUUAGUUUUAUGCGCUGCUAUUUCAGCAUUAUUUUGCAUAGCUUUCCCUAAGGUCUAAGAACUGUAGCUGAUAUUAAAACUGGCACAGCAUCACUAGUAAUUUUCCUCUCUCCUUGAAGAGGGUUUUAUAUCCAAAAUACUCUAUCAGCAUAUUCUGGGAUGAAUCCCUCAAAUUUGGAAAUGCCACUAUUACAGUCUGUAAUGAAAGUCAAGAGCCUUUAAUUCUUUCUGAACUUAUGUCCUUGUUCUGCAGUAAAAUAUCUACUUUUAAUUAUUAUUUUGGGCCCUUUCUGAACAUAGCAAAUCCCCGAUGUUUCCAAAAUGUACAUUCCCUAGAAAGCACCCAAAGCAACAAAACACCCAAAGUGUUUAUAGGCAGACGUAAAUCCCAUUUAGUUCAAUUAAGCUUAUUCCCAAGGUGUUGUAUCCCACAAAGCUCUACUCAAAGUAGACCCAUUGAAAUUAAUGCACCUUAUCCAUGUCUAUUAAUUUCAGUAGGUCUACUCUGAGAUUAGCUAACGUUUGAUAUAAGUGAAGGUCCCUUUCCAGAAUAACUUACAGCUGUUGCCAGAUCAACGUGAACCACAUUGGGCAGUUCUGGAGUGCAAAUUUAUUUCCCUGAACUGGUUCUUUUUUUCUCUCCUUCAGCGUGCGUUGCAACAAAUUGCUUGUUGAAUACAGGUGGUUUUGGGGGUGGAAAACAGAAUGUGGAUUAACACCCACCUUCCAGCUUCACGACCUUGAUUCAGAUCAGGGACCCUGUGACUGCUGUUCAUUAAAAAGAGAGAGAGAGAGAAAUCUGUUCAUUAAAAAUAGAGAGAGAGAAAUCCCAAUCAGAAGUUGCAUGGAGUUUGACCCAAUUUCCUAUUUACACUUGGAUUGUUUCAGUAAAGGUAGCUAGCAUGUGAGCUCCUGAAGAACUCAGUUGCUGACAUCUGCAGGCAAAGACUAGGACUGCAAAGUUUUUUAAUGGAAGGCGGGUAGAAAAGUGAGAGAGCAAAGAACUGGGAGGUGGUAAUUGGGAUUCAGCAGUGGGCUGCUCACUCUGCUUUCUGUUCCCAGGAGAACAUCAGUUUUCCUACUAAAUUGCAAGAACUCACUGGCUCAGACUCUGAGAAUUGAAAAAGCACACCUACCUUUGCUUCCUGUAACCUUUUUAUCCUGGACAGCUGGCUGGAGUUACUAAUGGAUUAUCCAAUUCUAUUUCCUUGGAGGAUAUUUUGCCACUGUGAUAGUUAAUGAGUCAUUUGCUUUUCACCAGCCAAGUAUUGGCUUAGAUUAGCAAAGCAUCCUAUAAAUAGCCCACAUGGUGAUGCUGAUAGUUUCACAAAACACAUUAUUUAAAAAAUCCAUUUGGAUUUUAGAUUCAUCAGAACUUUCAAAAGUGCAUACACACAGGUUUGCUUUUUUAUUUUUAAAGAAGAGCAGAAAAUUUAUUCUGCUAAUCUUACAUGAGUCUUGGUGUAUUCUGAUCCAGGCAGACCAACAUGCAAAGAAACUGAAAGCAGACCUUGGAGUUCUCAUCCCAUUCAUGUGAUAGAAGCAGAGUGAGACUUACUGUAGCUCCUCCCAAUUUGUUCUAGUUUAAUGUGAUAUGCAGCCAUGGGAAGUACCGUAUUUUUCGCCCUAUAAGCCCAUAGGACGCACCUAGUUUUUUGGGGGGGGGAAAUCAAGGGAAAUUUUUUUAUUUCCCCCCCAGGUUUGUGCAGCCAUCCCCAAGCUAGAAGAGGGAGACGGAGCGCUCCGUCUCCCUCUUCUGCCUUCAGGAACAGCCUCUCUAGCCUCCGUGGGGCAGCGGCUUGCCCCGCUGUCCCCCGAGCUUGUGGGGCUGGCGAUGGGGAGAAGCAAGCUUGCUUCUCCCCCGCCGCCAGCCUCCAGCACCUCUUUUUCUAGAAAAAUAGCACUGGUUCUGAGCCACUCAGAAGUCUCCAUGUUCACAGGAGGCUUCCCCUAUUAGUCCCCCUUGAACUCAUGGGUGCAGAUGGGAUAGAGGGUAGUGUAUUCUUUCUCCCUCCCUCCAAAAUGUAUUUGUUUAACCAAGACAUCAGACAUAGAUGUCUGAAUAGGGAUAUUGGAAUGAAUGUUUCUACUGUGUAAAUGCUAUGGGCAAGAAGUGAGAGGUUAGAAAAUAAAUAGUGUUUCAACCUCUCAUGAAUUUUUGACCAGGAAUGCUCUGUGAAGUUUAUCACUGGGGCAAAUAAAGCACUGGCAUUAAAUGAGAGUGCAGGCCUUGGCUGGAUGAUGGUAUUAUUUGGGUUCAUGAUAUGGUUGUUGUUGUUGUUUUAUGCCCCACCCAUCUGUUCAGACUGUCAUUUCAACUUGUUGGCCUCCUUUGUUUAUUUUGCCUAAUUGGUUUUGGAUAUGGGGGAUUUGUGUGUUCAUAAGAAAAGUUACAUGUUCUUUCUCCAGGGAAGGUGAGAAGACAAACUUAGAAAAUGUUGAAGUAAUAAGGCCACAGGUCUAUGCAGAGUGCAGUCCUUUGUUUGCCUUCAUAAGUGGGUACAAACACCCAUUUCUCUGAUUAAGGAGCUAUCUGUUAGGAUUUAUUCAUAUGGACUUUGUUCAUUUUUUAUUCAACUUAGUCUUGUAAAACUUUCAUCUGUGAGGAAUACAUUCAAUCUUGUGUUUUAUCAUAUUUUGUUCCUUCAGUGCUAUUGCUGCAUCUUUCUUUAACCUUAUUCAGAUUUCUUCAGUAAAGGUUUUAAAGCUCUUAUUAUUCUUGUCUCUGUCCUUCAUUGAUUCAGUCCUCUCUAGUAUCUUUUUCACGGUAGUUUAGCUAGCUAUUGGCAAUAGCAAUAGCCUGAAUUCAGAACCAUUCCUACUGUGUCCUUUUGAAGAUCAUAGGACAGUUUACAAUAUAAAAAUGCAUAACAUACUAAAGAAAAGGGGGGAGAGAGACACAUACAUUGCAAAUUUUUCAGAGCUAUUACUGAUAAAGUUGUCCUGAAUAAUUGGUUUCUAUUAGUUUAUUCCUAUUAUUUGUUGACCAGGUCUUUAUUUUGACAAUAAAUAAUCUAGGAAUCAGAAUUCUAAUAUUUGAAUUGUUAACCACAUAACGAAAAUGCCUAGGCAAUACCUUUGGUGCUUAGAAUAUUAGUAAUUACUUUCUGGAAAUGGAGACCACUAAGAUGUCCACUUAUAAACGUAAGAAACCUUUAGUUAUUAUUAUUACUAUGAAAACAUGGUUUGUAAACCUGUUUCAUUAUUUCAGUCCCUGUUGAUGAGAGAAACAUGGCAUAGCUCAUGAAAUGCCGUCUUGGGCAUAUGUGUUGGGUGUGUUGCUCUCAUCCUCUCCAGCCCAGUCUCCAAGGCUUAGGCUCAUUGUGAGAGGCAGGUGUGCACUUUUUGCAGGUCCUCUCUAAACUGCCUGAUCAGCUGAGUGAGCCUUUGUUGUCUGGUUGACUCAUGUGGGACUCAGACCUGAGUUUAAAUGCCUUCUCAAGUACAGAUCUGUUAGGUGGCCACUAUCACUUGUCAUUCAGCUUCUACCUCCAAUCUAAAAAAUGGGAAUUAACCUGCCUUCCUUACAAAUUUGUUGCAAAGGUAAACAAGCUUAUAAAUGAAAGUCCUAUGUUCUCUUUGCAUUAUUGAGGGGUAAUGUUAAUUAAAUUAAUGGUUUAAUGCUCUAAAUGUCAUGACGCAGCAUUGUAGCAGCUCUUUCCAAGAGUUACUGCCUGUGACAUAGUCCCUCCUGAGUUCCACUGCAAGGAAGACAGAAAGGUGAGACAGCUACAGUGUGGUUUCAGUUGUGCGUAAUUUUGUGGGAAUUGCUGCUGUGCUACAUGACUGUUCAGUGCAGGCAAUACUGAAGCACCUCUGCUCUUAAAUUGUCUCUGAAAUGUGUGCAGUGGAGAAAAAGAGAAACCUCCCUGUAGCCUUUCUUGUUUGUACUACUUGGCUUGGGCUAUUUGAUACCUAGUGCAGAAUUAAUGAGAGAAUGGCGGCACUGUGGAAGACCUGUCAGUUGAUUCCACAUUAUGGAGGGAGAAUGAAUUAGGAAUACAGCCAGUGUGUGCUUAAAUGGCUCUACUUGAGCAUCACUAAUCAAAUAAUAGGGCUGCAUAUUAGGCCAUAUUAUAUGUCCCUAUAAAUGCAUAAUUUAUUUGCUUACUUAUUUAAUAAAAUUUAUGUAACCUUUAUUUAACAAAAUUAAUACAUGCAGUGACCAUUUUGCAUGGGGGUUGCAUAGUGUGGGUACAUGGCUUGGCAUUUUUCUGGAUAUACCUUGGCUGUUAGUUGGACCUUAGCCCUUCCUAUCUUGCCAGAUAAUGCAUUUCAGUAUACAUAGAUUAAGUCUGUUUGGUUUUAUCACCAUGAGUUGGUCAACAGUUCUAAUUUCUACACCUGCCAUAUUAACAGAUGUGAUUUUGUGGAAUGGUGUAUAGGAGCCUAGGGAUAACCAAACUACCUCAGGAUAGCUUAGUCUUAUAUGAUCUACACACAAGGCACAGGCAUGUGGUAAAAUCAGCAUUGGGUAAAUAACGAAAAACUUUUCUUUAAAAACCAUAAACACACUUGGCGCAUUGAUUAAAUAAGUUAAGAUUUAAUGACACACUUUCAUGUUUCUCCUUUCAGUCUGUACCCACAGUUCUGUCUGUUAAGGACAUUAUCCAACUGUUAGCAACUGUUCGAUGCAUGUUACCAGAUAUAUAAAUGAAUAACUAGGAUGAAAAUAGAAUCUAUAUCAAUCAUUUAAGUUCAGUUAAUUGUAACCAGCAUGAGUUUGACCAAACUGCGGGAGGCACUGGAAGACAAGUGCCUGGCGUGCUCUGGUCCAUGGGGUCACAAAGAGUUGGACACGACUAAACGACUAAACAACAACAAAUAUCUAAAAAGCAGUGUAUGGUUUGUUUCUAUCAAGCUAAUUUCACAUUUCAUGUAAUACGCCAUACAAUUCCCCCGUUCCACUUAGUUCAGUUACCAUUUAUCUCUCAGUUCAUGUAUGUCUCAUUGGCUGCUCUCCUGUACACAGCUAUAUGUGCAAAAGAGCUUAUCCCUCUUAAGUCAAUGGGAAUCAAUCAGCCUAACUGUACACUGGGUUGCCGCUUUCACCUUUAUAAUAUUAAGCUGCUAAGGCUUACCCUAUGUGCAAAAGAGCCCAUAGCAUAUAACAAGCACUUUAUUUUCAUUAAAAAACACAUUUCAGAAGAGUGUACACUUGUUUCACCAAGUCUUAUAUCUCUUUCUGAGCUUAACUAUUCUCUUGAUGGAUUGUGUGCCUUAUUGUUCUUGUUUACAUGUAACAUUAAGCAAUAGUUAAUGCUAAGUUAUAGUUAAUAAACCAUCAUUAAAACCAAGGUAUCUCACAUACAGUCACUCAAACCAUGGUUUGUUUAUCACAGAACGGUUUCUUUCUCCUCCACUGUUGAAUUUUAACCUGUUCUACACUAGUAGCUUUGGAGCAGUGACAGAUCCUUAACCAUAGUUAAGGAGAGAGGUCCAAGUCCAAGUUCACACAUAAUACUAAGCUAUGGUUAACGUUAAGAAAAGUUUAUAAACCGUGGCUUAAUGUUAGAUGAUCAACUUUAACUUUAGUUAAAUAAACCACGGCUUAUAAGCUGUAGCUUAUUGUAAUGUGUGAAGAUGGUCAUCGUUGCUGUUUAUUAAACAAAACAGAAGGUUUCAUAAUAUCCUAGUACUAGUAGAAUGUGAGAGUUUUAAAUUCAUGUAUAAGAACUUAAAAAUAUGUACACAAGGAAAUGAUUAAUCCAAUUUGCAUUAUAAAGCAAAUAACCUACUGUGAUAGACUGUUACAUCUGAUGAUGCAUAAACAUUAAAAUGACUUUGCCAAAUACAGGAAGUUUUAAUUAUGCUUGUGUAGAUUCAUGCAGAUCAGCUUUUUCUUAUCUAUAGUGCUUAUCUUUGUUUAAAAAACUACUUAUCUGUUUCUUAGUUAAGAACUAUGGUUUGAAGUUACAGUUUGGCCCAUCCUUAAGUAUAACCACAGCACAGAAGACUGAUUUGUACAACUCUGUAGGUCUCUUUCCAUCCCUUCUGCUUUACCAAAUGCAUAGCAAUAUAAUGUACAUUCUUAAUCUAACACCAUGUUUUUCAGGACUAAAUUUGAAUUAGAUUAUAUGUAAAUAUCUCUAUCUGUCCUGAUCAUCUGUGCUGGAUCGAAACUUCAUUACAUCAAAGUAAGCUAUGUCAUAUCAGUACAUGCUACACUGCCUAUGAAUUUGACACCAUUUUUCCUAAAAUGUGAUUGCUCAUCUGCCUUAAGCCAUUAGCAGAGUAACAGCAAUGUCUUAAUUUUGUGAUUUGAGCUAUGCAAGACUAUUGAAAAUAAUUUAAGCCCCUAUAGCUAGAACAAACGCUUAUUUGACCUACUUGUACUAUUUAUAUGGGGGAACAUAUGGCAUCUCUACUUCCAUUCAUAAUAAUAGUACAACAAGAGCUGCAGCAUUUAAUCCUAUUUUUUGUAGCUCAAGUUAUGAUUGCUUUCCUGAAUAGUUGCAUUUUCAGUCCAGAAAUAUUAAAAAUUUCUCUAACUCUUAUCUCCCCAGCAACACAAGUCACAGGAGAGCCAUGUGUAUCUCCUCAUAACUGUAAUACUUUCCUUCCCUUUUAAUUAGGUGGUGGUGGUGUGUUAUGUUUAGUUGCCAGUGUAUUGUGUUUAGGAAGUAUAAAACCAGAAACUAUCAGGCUUAUACUCUGGCUUAUACUUCCUUAAGUGAAGCUUAUUCUAUCAUUCAUGUUAUGCAGUCAUUUGAUAAAAGAUGGGUAGAAUUUAGAGACCAGCUGAAUAUGUGAGCCCUCUUACAGUUAAUUAGGUAUUUACUAGAGCUGUAAGCUAAGAUUUCAAAUAUUGAUUAAACCGCUUAAUCAGGAGAGAGACCAUCAGCCAUCAUCACUUUGCUGUUUGGUAGAAAGCUCUGUCUCUUGAAUUUUUGCUUGCUAUGCAGCUGUUAAAAACACAGAAAUCAAAGAGACAGGUCAAUUCUGUCUUUACACAGGUGAACGCUGUUCCUGCUUUGUGCACUGAAAAACUUGGAGUUCUUGGUUGCUGAAAUCAUUGCCAAGACCAUAUUUUUUGCAACUCCAAAAAUGCUUAUAAAAUUCAAAGUCCUUAAGAAACAUCCCUUUCUACAUUUCAUUUUGAAAUACCAUUUCUGCUACAGAAAUUUAAUGAUUGAUAGCCCACUUUAUUUACAAUACAACCAUAAGAAUUCCAAUCUGGGACAUUGUAGGAGCAAAGAAAUGGACACUUCCUCCCUACUCUUUAGAAGUGAAUUGAUAGGGUGUGAGCUGAAAUGUUCAAGAGUCAGUUGCAAGGCAAUAAACAGAUUUGCUAAUGAGUGGACUUUUGGUUUAAUAGCAGAUUGUACUCAUUUUGAAAUGAGACACCAGUUCUCAAACUUGUUUUUAUAGUAGUUCCAAACUCCUGAUCAAACCAAACGCGUUUGAUUUACAAAUGAAACAGUCAUCCAGAACAAACUUGCUGAGACAAUCAUACACAAGCAGUGGGAUGGGGGCAAAUAAUAAUAAUGAUUGUUUCCUGCUGACAAAAUCAGUUGAUUCUUCUUUUAAAACUACAAAGAGAGAGAUAGAGAUUUGCUGAUCAAUUCCAUUGCAAGACCAUGGCCUUUCUCAGAAAAGUGUGGACAAUUUCUAAAUUCAUUGCAUUGUUAGACCACAAGCAAUGCAAACACUUAAUAAUAUAUUUUCAAUACCAAAUACUUUAUAACACUACAGGUAUGGAAUGUAUGAACAUCAAGCCAUUGAUCCCUAUGUAUGAAUUCUAUAUUUUAUGCCACUGGUGCAUUCAAAAUUGCAUCAGAAAUUCAAACCACACAUGCAACAAUCAGACCUCCAGACAUUUUAGGCCACAACCCCCAAUCAUUCUCCACCAUGGGAUAUACCGUAUUUUUCGCUCUAUAGGAUGCACUUUUCCCCGCCAAAAAUUAAGGGGAAAUGUGUGUGCGUCCUAUAGAGUGAAUGCAGACUGUGCAGCUAAGCCCAAAGCCAGAACAGGGAGACGGAGCGCUGCGCAGCGCUCCCUCUCGGUGUUCUAGCUUGGGAUUAGCUGCGCAAAGCCUCCGCAGGGCAGCGGGGUGCCUUCACCCCACUGCCCUGCGGAGGCUACGAAGGCUGUACGAAGGUGGGGGGGAGGCUGCAACGCUUCCCCCCACCGCCAGCCCCACAAGCUAGGGGGGCAGCAGGAAGGCGGUGCGGCACCUUCCCGCUGCUCCCCGACCUGGUCUUUGGGGCUGGCGGUGGGGGAAAGCAGAGCUUCCUCCCACCAGCCCCAAAGAGCAGGUUGAAAGGAACCCAAAGUCUCCGGAGCCCAGCGGGAACUCCCGCUGGGCUCUGGAGGCUUUGGGUGAACGCACCUUGAAUGCACAGAACGCACCUUGUUUUAGAGGGGGAGAACAAGGUGUGUCCUAUAGAGCGAAAAAUACGGUAAUGGGCAGAGGCUGGUGGAAGUUGAAGUCCAAACAAACUUGGAGGGCAUCAGGUUGGAGAAGACGUAAACUGAGAAGAAAAAGAACAUUAACCGUUCUCAGCUUCAUAAAGUGGUAUUUUUCAUCAGUUUUGUUUCAGCUUUAAAAAAAAUCAAAAAGCUAUUUGGGAACAUGAACACUUUUCUUUUUUUCCUUUUGAGACUUAGGCUAGAAUCCUAUACCAAGUAUCUGGGAGUAAGUCCUAUCCAACUCAGUUGGACUUACUUCUCGGCCAGACAUGUAUAGAAUUUCUCUAUUUAUUCCAGGAAAAGAUGGCAAAGCUCUAUUUUGUGAGUAGAACUCCACUCACGAGUCUCAUAGGUUGAAGAGCAUUAACUCAGUGGUGGUUAUUGCAGAAAGUCUCUUGUUCAGUCCAUGGCAUUUCCAGGUAGAGCUAAAAAAUGGUGCUGGAUGAAGCACAGGAGAGUCUUUGCUAGUCAUUGUAGACCUGUAGUCCCUGACAUCGGACAACCCUCCUAGCAUGUCAUGUGGGCAGGGAGAAAAGGAGAAAGUGUGUGUUUUGGUUUGGGACAAUUUACCUGUUUUGGGGUGGUGGUUUGCUUUCAUUUGUGUACAUGUGUGUCUUUUAUUUUGUGUUGGUGUAUGUGUAGGUGUUUUGCCCAUUUUGGAGAGGAUUUUGAGCAUCAUCAGCUGGGUAUUCUGUGGUGCCCAUGACAGCAAAGUUAGAUUUCCAAAUGUGUCCAUGGGCCCAACAAGUGUGGGUCUCCUGGUGCAGGCAAUAUUGAGCCAACUGGAGCAAUGGCCUAAUAGAAGAUAAAUUCCUGCCUUCCUAGGAUCCAACCUUGUUUGUUUUGUAUCAGAGAGUUCUGAUAUUAGAAAAUGUUGAGAUACAUUUGAUCAUGUCAUUCACAGUUCUCACGUAAGUUUUCCAUUUUUGUUUCUAACAAUUUGUUAUUAUUAUUUUAUUUUAGGAAAUAGCAUAUUACAUUCAGCUGCAGACAGUGUAACCAGUGCAGUACAGAAGGCAAGUCAAGCUUUGAAUGAGCGUGGUGAAAGGUUAGGUCGAGCAGAGGAAAAGACAGAGGAUAUGAAGAACAGUGCUCAGCAGUUUGCAGAAACUGCACACAAGGUAUGAAAUUAAUAAAAUACAGCUUAAGGAAAAGGACAAGAAAUCCUUAAUAUGGUAAUAACUUCUAUGAGAAGCAGGUUGCUAGGAAACCCCUAAUAUUAAUAUGCAACAUUGUUUUCACAUAUUGUUGUCAAUUGUUUAAUCUCAUCAAAAGGUACCAAACCCUUUUCAAUAAAUGCUGGCAAAGGGGGACGUUCUGACCUGGUAAGUUAGCGCUGGCAUUUGUUUGUUUGAAAAAUAUGCAGCCCACACUUCUAGUGCCUGCGUAUUGAGGUGGGGCAGGGAUAUUUUACAACAAUUAAGUAAAUCAAAUAAAGCACAACAUUCCAUAAAAUGAUGUAAUACAACAGAGAUGGGUUCAACAGAUACAAUACAAAAAUAUCAGUUAAAAAAGUUAUAUACCCCAAUAAAACACGUUUGCUGGAAUACAAAAAAGUUUUUACACUCUCUUGGAAGAUUCUGAAGAAACCGAGAAUAUGGUGUGAAGGCUAAUGUUCUACUAUGUGCAUUAACUAAAUCUGAGGUAGGGUCUUCUCAGUAGUGGCACCUGCCCUAUGGGUGAUAUCCAACUAAGGCUGCAAUCCUAACCAUGACUAUUUAAUUCAAUAUGGCUUACUCCCAGGUAAGUGGGGUUACCAUGUCAUACUCUGAAUAAACCCAGAGAAGUCAAUGCCUGGAAACGAUGCCUUAUGAGGAACGGCUAAGGGAGCUGGGCAUGUUUAGCCUGGAGAAGAGGAGGUUAAGGGGUGAUAUGAUAGCCAUGUUCAAAUAUAUAAAAGGAUGUCACAUAGAGGAGGGAGAAAGGUUGUUUUCUGCUGCUCCAGAGAAGCGGACACGGAGCAAUGGAUCCAAACUACAAGAAAGAAGAUUCCACCUAAACAUUAGGAAGAACUUCCUGACAGUAAGAGCUGUUCGACAGUGGAAUUUGCUGCCAAGGAGUGUGGUGGAGUCUCCUUCUUUGGAGGUCUUUAAGCAGAGGCUUGACAACCAUAUGUCAGGAGUGCUCUGAUGGUGUUUCCUGCUUGGCAGGGGUCGGACUCGAUGGCCCUUGUGGUCUCUUCCAACUCUAUGAUUCUAUGAUUCUAUGAUUCUAUGAUUCUAUGAGAUUUUUUAUUAUAAAUAACAAACACAAACAAUCCAAGUGUAAGUUAAAAAACACUAGUUUUCAGAGCUGCAAAUUAACAAAACAUACAAUUAUAAAGUUCCCCAGAUAUUUUAGAUUUAAAAAUCGCCAUGACAGCCAACAGUUUUCAUCUGACAAGCUUCUCACUGCUAGCAUAUACAAAGCAACCUCAUAAAUAACAAACUUAUCUUUAUCAGCCAGCAACCAUCUAAUUUUGAAAUCACCUGUUUGACCUUCUAAAAAAUUCUGGAAUGAAUAGAAGGAUCUGCUCCUAUGAAGGGCAAUAAAGAACAUAGUACACAGUAUCUCCAUCUGACCUUACACAAAAAUGGUCUUUUGUUGGCCUUUUAAAGAAUGUACUGGUUAAAUAUUCUGUUGGCAUGGUUUGAAAGCUGAGCAGAGUAACACAUAUCUAACAAGGGAAAAAACGUUCCACAGAUUGCAAGCAAAGUGUUGCAUCAAACUAUGCAGCAAGACCUGACAAAAAGGAUAUGAGGACUUGCAUUUUCCAUCUCCCAUUUUGCUUUGUGAUACAGUCAGGACCAGGAGAGGAAUGUUGCCACCAGCAGUGCAAAAUACAUCCUUUGGAAAAAAUUUUUUUUUUAGAAAAAAUAAUUUUUAUUAACAGGCCAAUCACAUCACAUUAUCGCAUUGAUUCCAAAUUAUACAGCCAAAUUUUAAAUUUUGUUGGGGGUACCCAUACAUCAAGCUCGGCUCGAGUCCAAAACAGCAUCACUUAUCUUACUGCAUUAAUUAGACAGUUCUCUCCAGUUUGAUUUGGAAAGUCCUUUGUUACUUCUUUUCUCUUCUUGUUGUUAUCAUAAAUUCCUUUCUUUGCAAUCUCUGAUGAUUUUCACAAGCAGGGUAACAGCUGGCAUUCUAUGUGGAUUUUGUACUUUUCCAAAAAUCAUAUUGAUCCGGGACAGCCUCUGUAAACGCUUCCAUAAACAAAGUUAAUCUCCGAUCUGUCCUUUAUUUUUCUCAGGCUUACCAAAUAACAAAUGAGUCUGGGGGUUCUGUCAGGUCAAACUUACAUUCCAACAUUCCUUCUCUUUCAAACAAUCCUGAUUCUCCUCCCCCGUCCUUCUUCCUCGGUAAACCUGUCAUGGCGAGACGCCAUUUUUUAACUGCGUCAUAAAAAUUUUCUUCCUUUCUCACCGUUCUGCAGUCUUUUUCCUUGUACUCCGUCCCACAUAGUUCUUAAAAUUCUGCCUAUGUUUCAUAGAAACGCAACAAUCUUGUUUCUAUCUGGGGUGAAGGGUUAUUAAUAUCACAUCAUGCAAAGAAAAAAAGAGUUUUUUCCUCCACCCCCCCCUUCAUUCCAAACAUACAGUCUCCUUAUGGUGAUUCAUCAGAAGAUUUACUUAUCCAUCCAUCACUCCUGGUCGCAAGAUAUCCAUUAAUCAGCAGUCUUAUCUUCGAGCUUUACUUGAUGUCUGUGCUUUCAGCUUCGUUUCCAAUCGUAUGUUUCCAAUUAUAAUUCCAGCUGAAGCAACCAGCACGCGCUAAUUGGAAUCGGCGCCAGGAAGGUCUGACUUCACCGAGGGCCUUUUGCCAAGUGUUCGGCACCCCAUCACUCGUUUCAGGGGGUGCAUUGUGAACACAGCUGGCAGGGCAGUUCUCCUCCACAUCCUGGAGGAGUUCAGGAAGGCUACAUACUUCCCAUAGUAGCCCCUUAGUACCUCGUAUGGGUCAGAGAGAUGUCAUGUCAGCCAUCUUCCAACGCGCCACCUGGUGGCCCCCCCAUCAUCCUUUGGAUUGCAUUGUAGCAUUUUCCCUAUUAUACAUUUACACUUAAGUCUUGUACUGCCCUUGGUAUUACUGUGGCUAUUCCUUACAUCUUCCAUCAUAAAAAGGAGCUUAUAUUUCUAACUGUGCCUACAAAUACUCUUACUUUUUACCCGUAGAAGAUGGGUGCUCGCUUCAAUUUAGCGAAUGCAUGUUUUUAUGUUUAAGUUAAUUUCGAACUGCUCCCAUCACCCCCAGACACCAUGUUGGUGAAGGCUGAAAGCCUUCUCUUAGAAUAUGAUUAAAACAAAAGUGGCUGUCUUGGUUUUUGAAUCUUUAUCAGUCUGGCUAUAACUCUGCAACUUCCACUAACAAUUACUAGCAGAGGACUAUCUGGACUAUACAUACACAUAUGCUUCUGUAAAUGGAGUUGGAAGCAAAUAUAGACCAUCCCUGACUACCCCAACAUCUUGUCUUCCCAGACUUCUGUUGCACCGCAUCCAUUCAGCCCAAGCACCUCCCGUCCUUGGUGCAAAUCUCUUUUCAAACAAGCCUGAUCUGUUAACCUUGCCUGUGAUCUAGACUAGCAACCUCUGUCUUUCCUCACAUAAUUGGCUUCUUUGCGAAGCCUUCUGCUUUCCCUUAAACACACUUCAUAGUGUUCUCAAGACUUGUUAUCUCCUGUAUUCACAGCCUUUCUCUCACACUCCUCUAUUAUUAUAUGCUACAAGGACUGACCAUCACCUUUUUGUUUCAUAAUAAAUAUGGAAUUGUAGGAUGUGUAUGUGAUACAACUUUCAAGAACUCUAGCCAACCUGGAACAUGACUCUUCUUCCUUUUCUUUAAACAUAUAUAUAUAUAUAUAUAUAUGAAUAUUUCAAGCAUCAUAUCACACCCCUAGAAACUACAGGAAAAACUUGAAACUUAUUCCUUUAAUCCUCAUUUAUUUAUCCUGCAUUUAUGUUUUUCUCCAACAUUCGGAACUGAAUACUAAUGAGCAAUACUGAAUUCCUGUGUUGCUUUCUCCCACUUUUGAAAGUAGUGAAACAAACUAAUUAAUCUGGUUUGUGUUUACUUUUAAACUCUUUGAAGUUGACUUCACAGAGUCAUUGUUGCAAAGUCAAUUAUUUAUACAAGUUGCUGGUUUAUGUGCUUUGUUCCCAAUACUAAUCUGUGCCGUGCCUGAAAUGUAAAAUAAUCCUGCACUGGCAAAAAUCCUAAUGAUGACGUCUAUUAAUGUAAAAAGAAAGAAAGAGAAAGAAAGAAGGUUUAAGUAAAUAUCUGUGUGCCUUUCAGCAUCUUCAUUUUUAAGGAACAUUUCAGAAUCAAGUCAAGGAUCUCACUUAAAAGAUGUAGCACAAAUGCUGUGACAUUUUGUCAGCUCCUGAUAUCACUAUUAAAAUGUUGUCAUUAGAUGGCUGAGGUGGUGUCCAGGAAGUGGCUACAUGUCAAGUUAAUUUCUGUAUUAAGUGGAUAAGAUGUGGGGAGAGAUGCUUGCUAGCACAUCACAUGAAAAGGCUUUUCUGUGUGUAUCCCAAAAUAACCAGAUAUAAGUGCCAAUAUGAGAGCUGAUAUUGAAAGAUGCAGCUGUGUUCUUGUUACCUACUUUAAAAUGUCUUGAGUAUUGGGGCGGGGAAUCAUUUAUUGAAACCCUAGAGAUUUGUUGCCAGUCAAUGUUGCCAACAAUAAACUAGAUGGGCUGGUGCUGUGUUAGCUUCCUAUGACACAGGUUUGUUCAGUAUUCAUAAGGAUAACUCAAGAGGUCUGUACUGCACUCAAGAGGUUUGCUACUGGGCCAAGUUCAAGGUAUUGCUAUCAGCAUAUAAAGCCCUUAACAACUUGGGACCAGCCUUACCUGACAUGCAUCCAUUCGACCGCUUCAAUCGGUGGAAUUGGCACUAUUACAGGUGUCAUAUAAGACCUGUACCUAAUUUGUAAGAACUUGAACUUGUAAGAACUUUUGUGUGGCAGAGCCUACACUUUGGAACUCCCUGUCUACUGAGAUCAAGCAGGUGAAUUCACUGACCUCUAUUUGGCACCUGCUAAAAACAUUUUAUUUAGACAAGCCUACCCAGAUGCUUUGAAAGUUAAGGUGAUUUUAAUCUGAUUUAGUCCCAACCGACUCCAGCUACAAAAGGUGAGGCUGCUGAACAGAUUCUUGGGCUGGGGUACUGGUUAGGGCUUUUCAUUGGGGGAGGGUUUUGGCUGAUUUUUAUUGUUAUUUUUUUGUCAACUUAAGGUGUUCAUAUUUAAGAACACCCCCCCCAGCUUAUGCAAACUAUAUGCUCUAUAUAGAGGAUCAUAAUCAAGAGUCUCUGUGUGUUUCCACCUCCCUUGUAGAUGGGUCUUAGUUCCUUACAUUUUUGUAUAAAUCAAGCCGCACUUUGUUGUGACAUCAGGUCCCCUGAACAGUGGUUUGAGCUAUCCCUCCAAACUAAGAUUGUAAACCGUGGUUUGAUUCUGCUUUGGAGGGAUCACUCAAGCUACUGUUAGUUCUGUAUUUGCAAUGAGGAGGAGGGGUUUAAUAUGCUUAUAUUUCCUUUCAGAGCUUUCUUUAGAAGUUAGAUAAUCUCAUUAACAUUGCAUGUGAUAUUUGUAAUUUAGUCUAAAUAAAGUAAUUUUAAGGUAUUUAUUUUUAUCUUGGUUGGAUUUCAGCAUCUUCAUCCUUGAAAUGAGUGAAAACAACUAAGUAUCUUCCUUCUGUAUUGAUUAUAUGGUCAGUGAAUGUAGCAAGCAAUAUAAACUCAACAGGAGAAAGUUUUAUUGGGAUUUGCACCCAAUAUAUACAUGCUUCCAUUUUGUCUGCAGCACAGGAACUAAGCCUUGUUCAUAAAUGCCCAGCCAUAAUUGUAAAUAAGUCUUAAUGCAUCUCUCACUCUCUCACACAUUUUCCCUCCAGCUUGCCAUGAAGCACAAGUGCUGA
This is a messenger RNA of Podarcis lilfordi (Lilford's wall lizard), 67636 nucleotides long. NCBI's taxonomy places the organism in Eukaryota, Metazoa, Chordata, Lepidosauria, Squamata, Lacertidae. The record is from the annotation of a GenBank genome assembly.